Messenger RNA from Xyrichtys novacula (pearly razorfish), 46748 nucleotides. NCBI's taxonomy places the organism in Eukaryota, Metazoa, Chordata, Actinopteri, Labriformes, Labridae. The record is from the annotation of a GenBank genome assembly.
AUGUUGGACGGCAUAAAAAUUGAAGACCAUCCCCUGCGCUCGGGACAGGCCACGCUCGGAGUCAUGCUCGGUGAGGCUUUAAUUCUCCCAAAAACUGUUAAAAAAAUUACAUUAAAGUGAAAGAGAGAGUGUUUUUUGUCAGUGUUGUGUCUGCAUGCUCGGUGCUGUCUUGUUUGCUGACAUUUACGCACACUCUAAACUGGGAAAGACAAUUUUUACGCGCGUAAAAGGAUAAAAUAUUCAAGAAAAUGUGGAUUAGAUUAGAUUAAAUUAUCAAUAAAAAGCAUCAUUGGUGAGUGGGUAAUCUGCAUGUUGGAUUAGUGAUGUUAUCUGAAGGCCUUGUUUGGAGGAAAAUAUCAAAUUCACUUCUUAUAAUCUGCGGUUUUUGCUGUAAUUACACAUCAUAAAACCUGCAUUUAUUUACUCAAGCAGCCAGUGUGUAAAUAUUGAAGGCUCCACAUCACAGCCCUGAACCCGGGCCUUCUCUCCUCCAUAACCCCUCUGCUCUUCUUCUUCUUCCAGGCAGCGAUUGUCAUCAUCCGUCCGUGUGUGAAGGAUGCCAGCGUCCCAUCUCCGACCGCUUCCUGAUGAGGGUCAACGAUUCCUCAUGGCACGAGGAGUGUUUGCAGUGCACCGUGUGUCAACAGCCUCUCACCACCAGCUGUUACUUCAGAGAAAGGAAACUUUACUGCAAACACGACUACCAACAGUAAGAACCAGAUCUGCUCUCCUCUGUUCUGCUGCUGCUGUCUCUCCUCCUCCUUCUUCAGAUGGUUCAGCUCUGCUCGGUUUGGUUGUGCAGUGAUUUGAGAAAAAUCCUGAGAUGGCUGCAGUGGCUGGCCUCCAGGCCCUGUCUGUGUGUGUGUAUGUUAAUGCGUGUGUGUGUGAGCGUGUGUAUGCUCCAUCCACAGUCUGCAAACUCUUUGAGUAAGCGUGGAGUCAUAGCUGAAAUUUUCUAGAUUUAAUCGAGUGUUAAAUUUUUAUUUUGUAUCAAGAUGGAUGUUUUACGGAACUUCACCUGUUGUCUCUGCUCGUCCGGCUGAGCUGUACGGUUUUUAAAAAUACAUAAAAAUUAAGAAAAUGAAAAUAAAAAUAACAGGAAUAAGUGUAGUAAAUCAGAGCUUUUUACACAAGCAUGAAUAAUUAAUAAUAAGAUCAGAUGUGGACAGCACAGAGCUCUGCAGCACGCGCUCAUGUAUUAUUCUUAUUAUUGUCAUCAGGUGUUAUUGUUGUCACGGUGGCCCACGUUAUUUUCCACACUAGUUUCUGUGGAAUCAGAGUGUUUUGAGCUGAAAAAGGAUGUGAUGGGCCCCGAGAGUGUGCAGGCGUCUAUUCUCGGUUUUUAUUCCGCUCUGUGACAUCUGUGUGGGUCUGUCUAUUUCCUGGGUGCACCGUGUGGCCUUCCCCCAUCAACACUAUAACCGCUGUGAGUGUGAGUGUGUGUGUGUGUGUAUGACCUCUCUCUAUGUUUAUUUUUGAGUUAUUUUUAAAAGAUCUAACUCAGCAGCAGCAGCAGGUUAAAUUCAUAUUUACGAUGAUUUUUUAAAAUUUUGUUUUAUUUUGAAAAUCUAAAGUGUCGACGUGCCUUUAAUCCUCGUAUUUAAAUUGACUUCCUCUUUUUCUUUUUUGAAAAUUAUGUUUAUUUUUUCUUUGUUUUCUUUUAUUUUUCGCUUGUUUGACUUUUUGGAGAUUUUAUUUAUUUUAUUUUCUGGGAUUAAUCCGGUUCAUGAAAAUAUCCGUCUAUAAUCUGAUCGGAAUAACGCGGAGGCCUGUCUGUCAGAUAAAUGUGCUUACUCGGAUUUAGUCGAUAUUAAUCAUGAGAAACAAUGGAAACUACGAUAAGUUUGGACGUCUGCGCACGCGCAACUCGCGCACGCAUAGAGAUAAUUUUUAAGGAAUUAAUAAUUUAAUCCCAAAAUGAAAAAUAAUUUAAAUACAAUCCCGUAAAUUCAGUGUAAUUGUAAUUACAAUUAAAGGUGAUAUUGGGAUUUGUAGUUGAAUUAUUUACCCUCCCCAAAUUACAACAACAUGAUAAUUUAAUAAAAGCGUAUUAUUAAUAUUGUAAGUGCUAAAAAUAAUAGUUUAAUGAAUUAUAGAUACACAAUAAUAAUAAGUGAAUUUGCCUGUCAUGCUUUGUGUUUAAAUAUUGAAUUGAAAUAAAGUUUAGGCUUAUAAAAGGAGGUAAAACGUCAGCUAUUAUUCAUGGAGUGGGAUAAAUUAGUAAAGUUAAUGAGUUAAUGAUCACAGAGUGCAGGAAAGUGGGCAGAUAUUGUGUUGGAGGUGAGAGGAGAGCUGAGGGCGGCUGCUGGACGACCCCGGGGUGUCCCUGUGUUUCUCAUCACACGAGCGCUUUUCAUGCUUGUCAGUAAAUUUUCAGCUUUUUGUGCACGGCCUUUUCAACAAUUCCACUUCGAUUACCGGGACAUUAUGACUCUCUGCUAGAUACCUCGUGAGCAACAAAGGGUUACAUCUAUCGCCAUGCGUGCUAUUCAUCCGGCUCUGUGACAGGAGCGUAGUCGAGCCUGAUAACAAUGGAAAAAUUCAUAGCGGUAACUCAGGGAUACCAGAGCCACGGCGUCACGGCUCAGAGGUGACUGGAAGCAAAGAGAGAAAGAGAGAGAGAGAGAGGAGGAGAGAAAGGAGGAGAGGAGGAUCUCUUUCUUUCUCGGGCCUGUUUCAGCUCCGUCCACUUUAAGGAAAUAAACACACAGAGAAGGAAAAGAAAGAUUAUUACUUGUACGCUCCACGUCUGGUCUUCUCCUCUACAUUUACUCAUUUGAAUGCUGAGUGUGUGUGUGUGAGAGAGAGUCUGUGUGGCAACCCAGAUCACCUCAUCCAAACACAACAACCUGCUGGGCGACAGCCUGCUCUCACACUCUGUUAUCCGUCACAUCUUUUAAUUCUUCGCCCUCCUCCUCCUCCUCCUCACACUUUUUUUUAUUUUUUACCCCUCCCAGGUUAAACGCUAGCUGCAGGCCGCCUCCCAUCACGCAGACACGAGUAUCUCUUCUCUUCUUUUUUUUUUUUUUUGUGUGUGUUGUUUAUUCCGUUUGCAUUGAUGGGAUACUUAAGGAUGUAAUUGGCACCUUUUUGACUUUUAUGACACCCAUUUAAGAUGCAUUUGUCAGCCCACAAACUGCUCUGGGCUGUGAAGAGAGCUCCUAGCCUUACAGAGGUCUUCGUGCCUAAUUACAUUCCUACAGCAACUGAUUCAUGCCCCGUAAUCAGCUCUCACUGCCUAUAAUAAAUCAAGGAAUUGGCAAGCAGUCUUUUUUGGCACCUUUGGAACAGGUUUAAGUGCAGACGGGGGAAAACAAUUGUGUACUGUGUUAUUAAACCUCCCACCAACACAGUUCAACACAUCCCGCUCCAUAUAGUGCAAUUAUAUAGUAACAAGAUUGGAUUUUAUUAGCCUUUAUCCCAUAUGUUUGCCUCCUUCCUGCGCCACACGGCUGACCCGUGUUUAUCCUCCGCUUUGUAGGUAUUUUUGUGAAUGAGGAGAGCGCAAAGAUUUAGAGCCCGCAAAAUAAAUCAAAUGUGCAGACGUCAGGCUGAUUUUCCAGAGGGGGCAAUAAAGUAGAAUUUAUGCUAAAAGAGGAGAAAUGCGGGAAUCUAGAGGAGGCUUUUGCGAGGGUUUGAUAAAAAUCGAAGGCAAAAAGGCAGAGCUGUCAGUUUGGACGGGAGCCAUAGAGCCGUAGAGGAGGAACAAGCUCGAACGAGACGGGCGGUAUGUAAAAGGUAGAGUGGAAUUACACCACCCCGAGAGAGUUUGUUGUGCCCUGGUGUUUGGAGGUCAAUUAUACAUCAUUAGAAAGAGGGAGAUCUUUUCCCCGGGGAGAGCUCUCCUCUAAGCGAGCAGAUGCUUUGAAGGCGGCGAGUGUAAUAAGGCCUAUCACUGGACGACACCCCUGUAAUGGACUGCCUUGUUAGGAGCUGCCACGGGCCCCAUCUUUAAGAAACAUAACAUUAACUAAAUAUAUUACCCAGCCUGCUUUUGGGUCCAGUGUGGAUACUUUUCCACGCUCUAUAAAGUUUAACCGUGCGUCUAAAUUUUAUUUCAGAGUGUUUCAUUUGUAAGUUUUCCAAACACAUCAGCGUGCAGAUAUUUUUUUCCUUCCCUGCUUUUUUUUUUUUUUUUUUUUUGAUUCACGUGCAGUAAGCAGAAUGAAAUGGAGGUCACGGUUGUAUGAGUAGUAGAAAAACACAGAGCAGCGGUGAUGAAGCCAUAAAAAAGCAGAGCUCCCAGAAAACCUGUCUCACCUCCUGCGUGCUCGCCGCUGGACCGUCCCCUGGUGUGCUGAGAGCUGCUUUUUAGAAACUGUUUGGAGUGCCCUCCUGUGAAAUUGUUGUUUUUUAAUUAGCCGUGCUUGGGACGCUGCUGCAGCAUUGUGUGUGUGUGUGUGUGUGUGUGUGUGUGCCUGAGAGAUGCUGACGGCUGCAGGGUUCCUGUGUUAGCUCACCAUGUGUGUGUGUGUGUGUGUUUUGUUCACUCCAGGACACUCCCACGUGGCCUGGCACUUUGUGAGCGUUCAUAUGCACACCAAAACAAAAAAAGAAAAAACUCAGGAUGUAGUUUGUGUUGUCAAGCUCGCCGGGCAGUUUUCUAGUUAAUUAAAGAGCUCCUCGCUCCUCGCUCCUCGCUCCUGCUAAAGUAUUUCAGAGCUCUGUGCUGUGGGCGUACGGCUCUCCUCUCUCUCUACGCUCUCGAACUUUUCGCCUGUUUUUGUUUUUUACGGUUCUCCCUAAAAAGGAUAAGAACGAGUCUUUAGCCACCGCUCUCGGGUAAAUAAAAGAGGACCUCUACAGAGAGACAAAUCUAAUGUUAGAAACACUAAGCUGGAUAAUAUUGCUUCAGCUUGCUGGGAUUUUUUAGUGCUCGGCGGGCGAGGAGCUGGCUGAAGCUGGCCCCGCUCCUCUGUAAGGAAGUAUUGGGUUUUAUGUCAACAUGGCUCGGCCUGUCCCUGCAGCAGACGGGGAUGCAUCAUCUGUCAUCUCUCUCCCCCACCUAACCCGACCUAACCCCACCCUCCUAAUGUAUUCACCCGUUAAAGGACCUGUUGUAUGCAUUUGCAUCUGGACCCGCACCUCGAUUCGCUGCUUCCCAGCUCCUCCAGUGAUAAAUAUUUGAUUCACACAUAUUGUUGAACUUGUAUAAAUGAACAAAGCUGUGAUAAAUUUCACACCACGUUCACGCAGAAAGGCCCGAGCAGCCCUCUGUUUAUAUUCUCUGCAUGUUUCCUCAGAUGCUGCCAGUAAAUCUGGAGUAUUAUCAGGUGAAUUCACAAAGGUUUAUUUUUGUAAAGGCAUUUCCGCUGUGUGUUUUAGCUGAAAUGAGUGGGUGUGCAGUGGAGAGAGGAGGGCGGGUCGGGGGGCUAUAGGGAUAGUUGUGCAGCAGUCGGAGCACAAAGCACUUUGCAGGACGCUCCGGGAAGCCGCAGAGGCUCAGCCACGGUAAUGCCCAUCACCACUUUAGAGGCCAGACUGGUGGCGAGGGAUGUGGAGCGAGGUCUCUGCGGCUUUGUGCGAGAGAGAGAGGUGGAGGAGGCGGGGAGGAGGGGUAGAAGGAUCUGCACAGGGAUCUGCCUGGUGUGCUCACAUUACACUGGAUGAUAGCAGAGGGGUGCAGAGGAACUCAAGCAUGCAAUUUGUUGGUAGCCACAAUUUAACCUCAUCUCCUAAAGCCGGCUGUUAGGCAGCCAGUGGGACAUGUCAGUCAAUCGGGAAUGCUAAUCAGUGACGGCGGAGAGAGAGCCAUCGGCCUCGGCGGCGUACUGAUUUUCAUUACUGGCUCCAAGUCCUCGGGCCUUUAGGUUUAUUUUCACAGCGUGACAACUCUUCAUAACAAAAAAGGAAGCCUACCGCAAACCAUUAAAGGCAAUUUACAAAUUAGAUUUUGGCCAAAUCUGCGAAAUGCUAUAAUAGGGCAGGCAGCCGAGAAAUACACACACUCAGCAAAUGUUUUCUAUUUCAAUUUGCGAGAUUACACGUUUAAACGGGAGGAAUUUCGUCUUUUAAGAGGCUGCACUUUUCAGGCUGUAAACUCGUCUCAUCUCAGACCUGUUUGUCUCAUUUCUGCUCCGUCUCUGGAAGUAGCCCACACUUGUUCCUCCAGGCGGCCCCCCUACUCGAACGUGCAUGAGAAAUUGAGACAUGGCCUCUGCCGCUGGCUCGCGGUAUCGCUGCUGGCCCCGACUGUGUAUACGUGAUCCGGCUCUGGAAUGUUUUUCCAACACGUAGGCUUUUCACAGAUACACUAGAGAGGACUGGCAUCAUAGUGGCAAGUGCUGCAUUCAGACUGUUGUGUGCCCAAGGCUUACUCUCACACUCACGUCACACAUUCGAGCUCUACAUGGGAAUGGGCAGAGCUGUGUGUUUGUCUACAUACACCCCAGGUUUUUGUGAGGGUGUGGGCGCAUGUGUGUGUGUCUGUGUGUGUGUGUGUACAUUUGCUUCCUCUUCCUUUGUCUCUAAUCUAAGCUCCUCCACUGUCUCACAAUCGCUCUCUGGAUCUUAAAGACACAUUUCAGCGCCUCAUCUUUGUUGCGGCGUGUCAACUCUGGUCAAAUCGCAGAGAUACAGCAUUUCUUUGUCUUUUUUUACCCCCUUUAAUCUUCAUCAAAUGAGAUUAGCCCCCCAAAUACCGGUAUUCCUGCCCAAAGUGACUGACAGAGAUUUGCACUUUUAUCAUUAAGUGUGACACUAAGCUGGUCAGAGCUUUGUCUUGAAUGGAGGGUCUGACGGAAACGGGGGCUCCUAAUCCUUUUAUUUGUGUCAGGCCCAGAAAAGGGGGAAGAAUGGGGCCGGGGUGGGAUGCCACGGCCCUUAGUCCCCCCUCCAGACCCCGGCCUCCACAGCCAAGUGAGCAUGAGACUCAUCUUAUGUGGUCUAUGCAGUGGAGCGCACACACACAUUUGUGCAUCUACAGUAUGUUGAGAUGUUUGCUCAUGCACGUGCACACGCUCAGAAAACACAUGCACAGAUACCUGCGUCUCAGACACACACACACAGCAGAGCAGGAGAGUGUGAGAGUGUGUGAGUUUGGGUUCUUCUAGGAUGAGAUUAAUAAAGUUUGCCGGUUUCCUGGUCGAGGUCCAACGCCAGGCUUUUGUCCGCAGUUCCCAUCGGGGUUGUGGGGCUUCAGCUCCUUUUGUGUGCGCACCCUCGUGGUAAUCCAUCUCCAGCGGGAGUCCCCUGGGGCACUUUAUUUACUCAUUCAACUGUUUGGAAGUCUGUUAGACUGCAGAUCAGAUGCAGUGAAACCAAUGUGAUUACUUUAACCAGCACUUCCAGAUUCCUGCCCAGCUUCUUCUUCUUCUCCUCCUCUCCUCGCUCUGAGCCGCCGCGCUCCGCAGGAGGGGAGGGGAAGGUCCGCGCCGCUCAUCCCUCUCUGUCUGUCCUGUUUACCGGCCCGCUUCGAGGACCAGUCCAAUAUUCUGCGUUAUGAAAAUUCUGCGGCGGCGGCGGCUGAACCUCCUGUGCCCACACACGGCAGAGCUGCUUUGAUUCUUUCAUUAUCCGCGUGUGUUUGACUUUGUUAUUUCCUCCCUCGCGUUUCCAAAAUACAAGUUCCAAAUCUGGCGUCUGACUAAGUUUCUGCAUUUGUCAGGUCUCUCUCCUCUCUAGAUCAUAAUUCAGCUCCAUAGCAAGUGUAAAAACUAACAUCGAUGUUUUAUUGCAAACAAUGAGAGGGAUUUGGUUAUCCAUCCAUCAACAUAAACCCAGAGCUAUGUAUUUGGGGCUAACCCCCGUGUUAAACCAUUGCAGCCUGUCAGGCUCUCUGAAUUUACUCUCCGUCUCUCCCCGCUGGUACGGCUGGGGAAUUAUGCUGGAAAUCAGCUGCCAGGACCGCCAUCCGCCGCCAGAGCUCCCCAAACCCUGUUCUGUUUAGACCCGGACGCUGAUUGGCGAUGGCUGUCUUGGCAGGAAAACGAACCCGUGUCUGAAAACACUGCAGAUUGGGUUUCUACGUGUCCGACUCAGCCCCGUCCUCUCUGACCGGCCCCCCCACGGCAAGCCAGCGUGAUUUGUGCAUGAGGUCCCGUGACCCAUGGAAGCUUCAAAAAGCAGCGAGGGGAAAUAUUUGGAUGAUCCUGAUGGGGGGGUUUGGGGGGGGUUGGUAAGGGGAGGCAGAUGUGCAGAAUAUGCAGCGAUGACAGGGGAGUGUUAGUGCGGAGAAGAAGACCACUACCCGUCACCGACGCUCCACCGGCGUCCCCGAGGAGGACGGCCGAUAACACAGACAUCAUGUUCUGCAUGAAAAAGGUGGCGAAGCGUGUUUGAAGGAGGCGUUUUAUCAUGGCGGUGAUACUGACGAGGGUCUGCGCCUCACCCCCUGCUCACCCCUCUCCUCUCUCGGCUCUGUAUUAAUAUUUCCCAGAAAGCUCCUACGAUACGUCUUCUUUGGGAAAUUCCACGACUCCUGAAUCCUGCAAAAUGAUCUGGUGUCUCUGAAAGGGAUUGAUGGAUCAGGGGAUAAAACAUAAAGAUUUUUCAGAGGGUGGUGUUUUUUUUCUUCUCUCCUCUCUGGAUGGAGAUUUCGAUUCGCUCGCCUUGAUAAGAAAAAUGUGUUGCUGCAGGUAGAGGCUGUGUUGUUUGCUCCAUUCAUCUACAUUUUCUCCUGCAGCCUAUAGUCGUGUUGUUUGAUUCGACCUCCGAACACAUUAUUUAUGCUCAGGAUCUGCCUCUGGGGUCACUUCAGUGGAAACGUGGGCUGAAGCUUCAUGCAAACCCAAACUCAGCAUUUAAAGAGAACCCGGAUCAUUCUUCAGGCCUCCCUCUGAGAGAUGGUGGGCCGGUGGACUGACCCCCCGAGUGUCUGUCUGGGUCUGCGCCGGCCCUGCAGGCUCGGCCUCACAGGGGGAGCCCGCAGCGCUGCAGGCCGGAGUCCUGCUCUGAAACCAGAGCUCCAGAGUUGUGUUGUGAUCCCAGCUGGAGAGACAGCUCUGGCUCUGAGCGGAGCCCUCUCCCAGCGUGCGGUCAGGGUCACCGCUGGCCUCUCAACCUUCAUCGCUCCGCUCUGCUCCUGCUCCUCGCCGACUCGAACGGCGUUAUUUAUUGACCCGCGUUUUUUUUUCCCCUUCGAAGACUCGCUGCAAAUAUCGUAGGAGUGAAGUUUUGAUGAGGUCGUGUUAUCAAUUACUUCUGGUCUGGAGGUUAGCCUCCGCCAGAAUGUUGUCGGUUCUGCUGAAGCCAUUUUGGAGAUGAAUGUUCCUUCUGAGUCAGACUGUCAGUAAAAGUGCUCAGUCAGAGAAAAGACGGUUUCACUUUUCCUCUUGAAUCUGUGAAGUAACCAGAAAAUCUGGUUUGAGGGAAAAAUGUCACUGAGAGUCGGUGAACGUGUGAGCGUGUCCUCCUGUCUCGUUCUAACACUGCAUGUUGAUCUCCUCCCUCGCAGGCUCCAGCUUUACUUUGCGUUUCACUGUGUUUUUUGCAUUCCUGUGUGAAUGUGCUCGCAUGUGUGUAGCCAUAUGUGUGCCCGCUCGCAUGAGUGUGUAGCCAAAGCGUUGGACAUGCGUUUGGCAGGCGACACAGUCUUUGGAUUCUCCUCUCCGUGCAGAAAGCGGUACGUGCCACCCCAAACCACCAGCCUCCCCCGCUCCACCCCUCUCUAUCAUCGGCAGGCGGGCGGGCGGGCAGGCCGGCCCUCUCCCUGCUCUCCGUGCUCUCCUUUUCCUGGGCCCCAGAGCCUGGGCUGUGGCCUGUGGAUGAGUGCUACAUCCUGGCUGUCAGCACAGGGGUUAGCUGGGGAUUGGCCUGUGGUGGAAGCGCAGUAUCAGGCCCUGUCUGUCAGCUCCUCGUUCCACUUCCUCCCGCCCCUCAGCGCCGGCUGAAACAUACGGCGAGCUGUGACUGACUCAGAUCUCUGGCCUGAGAAUGAAAGGAUCUCCCUCAGAAAAGGCAUAUUCAUAGCCAUGCCAAUGAAAAGAGGCCGUUUAAAACCCCUAAGUGCUCGGGUGUUGUGUUUUUAAACAGACCGCGAAAGCUUUGACAGAGGGUUUACUAUUUCAGCCAGUAUUUCAUUUCAGGUACUGUUAACUGUCGCGCUCUGACAUCCCGAGAACGACUACUCACCCACAGCGUGUAUCUGCGUCCCGUUACAGCUGACCUAACACCUUCGUUUUCUCCCCGAUAGAAGAAUGAUAAAUGUUUGGGAUAUGGCACUCAAGGUGUUUAUUUUCCAUCCUGCCAAUGAAUGGAUCCUGCUCUGAACCUCACCGAGCUCCUGGAGUUUGAACCUUCAGGAUGUCAGACAGGAAUAAUUUUACUUUUAACCUCCUCUUUGUCACCUUAACCUUCGUUUGGGAUCCAGAAAAACUAUUCUGCAGAAUCACCUCCAGUUAGGCGGACUGGUCCUUUAAAACUAAACUUAAAUAUUCAGAUUUUGUGCCAAACCGUCACUCUGUCAGAGAAGACGAGAUGAUCUGAAACACACACAGGUACAUACAUGCUCACACACACACAUGGACGCACAUCUGUACUGCACAUGGUAGCAGGCAGGCUUACACAUGUCGGAGGAUUUGCGACUAUAAUCAGAUUAAUUGGUCCAUCUUUCCUUGGAAACAUCACACACACACUUGAAGGCCUCUGGUAGCUUUCAGCUGGAUGCUGCUUACACUAACCAGAGGCCGGGCAGCAGGCGCGGGGUCGGCGGGGUCACAGCACGCUCCCUGGCAUCAGCAUCGCUUUAUGGCUUACAUGUUAGAGAAAUUACGACAUCCUCGCUCCGUGUGACGGAGGAGGAAUUUCUGUCUCUUCCUCCUGAGAGCUUCGCCGUAUUUAAGCCGCUCUUCGACGGGAGCGUAAACAUGACGGUCCGUGUUGCUUGGCAGACAGUGACAAAAACAUGGAGUGUAUAUUAUAACGGCAUUACCCAUAAUCCUUAUUAACAUUCAGCCGGCUGCAUGCAGGUUCAGCGCUUCAGUGUUUUUCUUGUUGCCCACAAGUAUGUGUACGGAAGAGCGGGUCGACUCUCAUGCUGCUGUUUGUGAUUUUAUUCGAGGUUUGAGCUUCACCACAGAUUUAACAUUAGAAUAAUAGUUUUUAUAUCUUUAUUUCUUCUUCUUCUUCAAAGUGGAUCCUUUAAAUUUGUAUACGCACAGUUAAUCAUAAUGAGUUGUUAGCUACAAAGAGUGAACAGUAAACAGUGUUUAAGGUCAUGACACAGUGCCAAACAGACCUUCCUGGACUCCUCGGUUUCACCUGGUCAUGUGGGAAUAUAAUGAUGAAGUUUAAGUCGUCUGAUAACAUAUAAAUAAUAAUUUGAUUUCCUUUAAAAUAUAUUUACAUAAAGGUUUAAACUCAUUCCGAAUAACUGAUUAAUUGGAUCAUUUCUUUAAAAAGGCGAAAACAGAAAAAACUCCACGGUCGCUCAGAAACUGGACAUUCAGGAUUUUGAUGAGAGCGCUAAAUAUUCAAAUAACACAGGAAACCGUGUUAGAUAGGCAGUAAUUUUAAGGAGUGAAUGUAAAAAUGCUUAAAAAAAAAAAAAUUGCAGUUCCUCAGGUGUCCACUAGAGGCUGCCUCAAAAGCGGCAGAAACCACAUACACACUCAUUCAAAAAUAAACGUCCUCAUAGUCCGGUUCAAACCGGGUUCAUUGUCACGCACAGAACAUUGUUUUAAAUAACUUUUUAAUUUCAAAACAUGAACAUUAUGAGUUUUGCACAUUUAGAGGUCAAAGGUUAGGUCACAUUUCUACAGGAUGUAGUAACGUUUUCCGUCCACGAUGACGGUAACAGCUCAAUAAUUUCUGUUUCAAAAAGAAAAGUUCCUGACCCGGUACAAGAGCUUUAAAAGUCCUGAAAGAAGUCCUGAACUCCUGAUUUAGGGGUUAGAAAUGUGAUCUUUCUGCACACGCUCAGUCUCCCCCUCUCGUAUUUUAAUGGCUGUAUGAAUUUGUUUAGUGUCAGUUAUUUUAUCUGUCUUUGAAUAGCGGUGGGAUGUGGUUCACCAAAUCAGAAAAAUUCAUCGUGUUUCAUUCGCUGUCAGUCAGAAAAAGAGAAAAUCCGCCUCCGCAUACUUCCUAUUUAGUGAUUGUCCAAGAUUUCCGUCUGCUCGCUCUGCUUCAUGUGGUUAACCCCGCGUUUCUGGCACUUAAAACUGGCGAAACAAGCAGUAAAAAACGUAUUUCACAAAUAGUGUUCUGCCCGGCUCUGGUUUUUUCACACAUUCUGGCGCUAAUAAGCUCUGACACACCCUAAACAACCAGCCUCUCAAAGAGGACGUCUAGUGUGGAGCGGCGGUUUGGUGUCCAGGGGAAGCCUGUGGUUCUGGAGCCAGAGUCGGAGUCGUGCCCUGCCGUCCCACAGAGAUGACAGGAAGAUAAGAAAGAGAGGUGGCCUCCCCGCACAAAAACAUCCCACCAGGAACUAAGCUAACCUGGGGGAGAGGUGGAGGGCUUCAGGAGGCUCGUCGGGAUCUAUCCUUACGGGAAGAAAACACACAAAAAACACUCUGUUUCUGGGAACGCGGCUCCGGUAGCCAUCGCUGUAAGAUGUUGCGGUAUCACAAAUAUCCAUAUCAAGUCUAGACUACAACAACAUGCGGCUGUAUGUCACAACUUUGGCUGUGAGACACGGCUUCUCCGAGAAGAGGGGGGAAAGAGGGGAGAGGAGGAGAAGAAGAAGGGGGGACUGAGUCGAAGCGACAGACUCUUGGCAGACUCAGCCCCUGCAGUUACAACUCCGAAAAAAACGCUUAUAGUUUGCAAUAUUUGAGAAGGCGAAGUGAAAAGGUAGCCAUUUUUUCCCGUAGACGAUGCGUAAUGAGGGAACUGUAGGGAGAGAGAGAGAGAGAGAGCGAGCGGUUUUGUGGAAGCGGCACUAACACGGGGAUCAGCGGCAUUAAAAGAGAUUUACACCCGCAGCUCUUAAACAGUUUUCUUUUGCUCAAUGGUUCCCUCUUUUACAGAUAUUUCAAGGAAGUAAUAAACGGCACUGACAAGCGUUGGAGUGGCGCUGAAACAUCCCUCAUGGGCAGCAGAGCUCCAUCACUUCUAUCACCGUGCCUUGGCUCUGCAUCGCUCUUUUCUGCAGCAGUCAGCCUGUUCCUCUCCGUUAACAGCAUUUGGCCUCGCCUCGUCUCGAUAUUACGACCAGCUUGUUGUUGUUUAUAUCAAAGAAAAGUUGCGUAACUACCUUUAAUACAUCAAACAUUACGUCCUCCCCAAGGGUGACUCGGUUCAGCGUUUAUCUGGUUGUGAGCGGCGGUUCAGGCGCACAGACUCUUUUGAAACCUUUUGAAGCAGGCUGCGUGGCUCGCAGUGAGGCCCUGCUCUGUGUAAGAUGUCAUUCUCCCACUGUGCUGACCAACAUGCUCUGUGGGGCCUGAUGUGCCCAUAACAUUUAAUGGUACUUUGGCAAAUGCUGAUGGAAAAUCUUACUUUGCGUAGCGAUCACGUUUGCUUCUCGUCUCUUCGGUCGCUCUGUUUUUUUAUUUACCAUAAUUAUCCAUUCGGCUCUUUGAAAUGAUAAGUAUGAACACAUGACAGCGAGAGAAAUGCGCAUUAUCUGCUAAUUAUUAAGAUUAAGGUCGGGAUAGAUAAAGCAGAACGAAAGGGAACAUUUGUCUUGAGUAAGGCUCGCUUCCCUACAGCGCUAAUGUUUGUUGUCUCGCUAGGAUGGAAGAACAUCACAGAAGAGGGUCUGUGGAUCUGGAGCGGGGACGUGGGGGCCGCUGAGGUACUAAAAAGGGGGAGGAUAGGUCAUGCCAUGGCACGUACGCGUCUCAGUGUGAGAUGGAGAAACAUCUCGACCUCGCGCAGGUUCAAGAAGAAACGGCCUGCUUCUGAUUAGCCGCUCUGAUCUGCAGCGAUAAACAAUUCCUGUGGUCUCCUGCUCGCAGAAACAUCGCUGGCAGUGGCUGCGUGUUCACGGGUGGUUUGUGCGUGUUUGUAUGUAUGCUCAGACAUGCAGAGUUCGAGCGUGUUUAGUGUCUCACCAAAAAUAGUCGGAGUUUGGAUCUAUCUGUCGUGUCGAAUAUGUGCAUCAGCCGCCGGACUGACGUGGAUGUUGUUAUUUACGAUCCAAAAUAUGCGAGCUCUGGGUGAUUUCACUUCGACUCCGGCGAUAUCAAACUGGCGUGCAUGAUAUUUACAUGCAGAAUAUACAACCAUAACCCAAAGUUGUUAGAGGAGAUCCAAAAGUUUUCUCUCGUCUGUCCUCUGUGCCCCCCGACUGUAAACUGGCGACUUUAUCUGUAGCUCCACUUCCGCACAGAUGCCUGGCAUCGAGCCUCCGGGUGAUAAAAACGUCUUUGGGAGGUAAGUGUUUAUGAUGAGGAUCCUUAAGGUUAGCAGGAUCAAAGCUCUGCUGAAAGGACAUCAAGCAAAGACACGGGAAUAAAAGACGAAACAGCCCGUUAGUCAUACGCUCGCGUUUAUGACAUCUCCAGAGCACGGCGGGGAGAGGCGGGUUUCUGAAUCGCCGUAAAAAAGCGACUUUAGAGUCGAAACGGGUCAGCGAAACCAAAAGAACAAUAGCUGAAGGAGAGACGGAGGACUGUUUGAGAUUUCACACCACAAAUAUACAGAGGGUCUAUUUUCUCAUCUUUGUCCAAAAUGGAAAAAAAGUCGCUGAUUGGACGAAAAUUGUGUUUGACUUUGUUAUUCUGAGAGAAUUUCCCCGGGUUGUGAAGGACACGCUCGGCAGCCUGGUGUCUCUCAUGAAGAAGAGAAGUCUUCAAGAGUUCUUCAGAAGAGACGGACGAUCGAGGCGGACAUUUUAACCUGAUCAGAGAACUUAUCUCAGAGGUCAAAGUUCACAUGUAAAGAUUAAUUUAUCUACUCGAAGGAAAAACCAAAUCAACAUGUUUAUUUAUAUCUUCUUCCAUCUUUACAUCUAAAUCAGUCUCGCCCCGUUGGUCGGACAUGUUUUCUGUGAUCGCCCUCAGGAGUCAGUGGGAGUGGGAGUGGUGUACCACCCCGGCCUGCCUCUCCCCUCUUGUCCACUCAUUUGCUGCGGGCUGCAGCUUUAAGUGGGAAUUAUGACUCUGCAGAUAAGUGCGGAGAUAAGCCGGCCCUGACCUGCAUGAUGUAUGAGGUGUCUGGACAGAGCGAGAGGUGCACCUGACCUGGAAAUGGAUGGUAUGAAGGUACAAGUGCAGCGCCUCGACCUCCUCAGUCAUCGGGCUCCUGACUUUUAACGCCUCCGAUCAGAGCAGAGAUACGAACAGAUUAAAGAGGUUAUUAGAUUAUUUCACAGGGAGUGUGUGAAAGUAAUCGUUGUUUGUGUGUCAGAGGAAGGUUCUUCAGAAUGAUCCAGCAAACAGAAAUGUCAGAAAUUUUGAAGUGGACAAUGGUUUGUGUCAGUUUCUGGUUCUGCCAUAAUCUGAGAAUAUCCAACUAAUAAAAACCAAAACGACACAAAACAGUCUUUAAGAUCCUCUGUUUAAUCCGAGGAGAAAACAAAACGAUGCAACUUAAUUCUCCGUCAGUCGAGCCUUUUAUAGUUCAAACACGAAUCCUCGAACACUGAAACUUCUCCGCAGUAAAUAAAUGACGAAUAUCGACUGAAGAACGGUUUAUAUUUAAUUCCCCGUUUGAGUGUUUUAGUGAUUAUCAAACAUUUGACCCUUUAAAAUAAAAUCUGCAGCUUUGAACUCGUAGAAACACUCAUUUAACUUUGUUCCAUUGGCAGAAGAUUUGGCUGAAAGGUUACGACCUUUACCCCACACACCAGUUUGAAUGAUUAUCGAUGCAGACAGGAUAGUCUUCACAUCAUUUAUAAAUAAAAAAAAUAAUUAACAAACAAAUAAAAUAGACUACCUACACCUCUCUGAAAAGUUGUCCGUAAAAAACUGUAUUAAAUAUUCAUAGAAGCGCCCCCUACAGCUGAUUUCCUUAAAGAUCCUGGAAGUAACACUUAUUUAAUGUUGAAUUUGGCGCCCUCUGUGGACAUUUGAAGGAGUCAUCCGGCUCUUUGUCGCAAAAAAUAUUUAAUUAAAGUUUUUUUAUGUGUUAAAAACUUCUACCAACUCCCUCCUUUCUUUAACCUCGAUGCUGAUUGGCUCGUUUGCUUUUCUAGAUCACAAUAAAGGAUCUAGAUCAAUUUCAGUCUUUUUCAUAACUAGAUAAAACUCCUCACAGAAGCUUUUAAGCGAUGGUCGCCAUAACAUGCGUGGAUCCUCUCCAGAUUGAUCUACGCUCAUGUUACUGUUCCUAAAUUUGCAAAACGAGACACUCGAUUCAUUUUUACACGUUCUGAUCACGUCCAAAACAACCUUGUGUCGGUCCAACACACCAAUAGUUUAGUACCUACUGGACUAAAUUCAGUCGUAAUUCAGCGCUCAUGUCCAAAUCUUUAUUUUCUUCACUAAGUUAUGAACACAAAGUUAAAAUCAGUUUAUUCUUGUGUUUCAUUUUUAGCCGAGAAAUGCUGAUGUUGCUGCUGCUCCUCUAAGGUGUGUGGGAGAAACAUUCCUCCUGCCUGGUAUGUUAAUUCGCAGCUCGGGGGCCUGUACUAGCCGUCACUCUUUGAAGUUUCUCCUCGCGUUGCCUUCUCCCAUCAGGUGAACUUGUGGCCUUUUAGCGCUCUUAUUUAUAAGACGAUUCCUCACAUGUAAAAGAUGAUAAAGUUGACGUUUAACAGGCAGACGACGCUCUCGCACGAUGAGCGGAGCGCUUUGUUAUACACCCCAACAAAUUUGAGCGUUAAAUUUGAUGACACUUACAUGCCAAAGGAGUUUGCUCAUUGGACGGCAGCCAAGGCGAUAAUAAAAAAAAAAGAAGCUAGACCAGAUCAUUACGAUCUGACAGUGUCAGUGAAGCAAAGUACUUAGAGGAUCACGGGUAUUUACCUAUCUCUAUCACUUCUUUGAUUUACAAAUCCCUUCAAUCCGUUUGAGUCAUUGUUGAAAUGUUUCUGCUUUUCACGUCUCAGCUGGUUCCUUCGCUCCUCUCUGCCGACACUAUUUCUUCUUCUUCUUCUUCUUCUUCUUCUUCUCCUGGACUCGCAGUCAUUGUCAGGCAGUCGGCUAAUGUCCAAAAUAAAAGGUCACCCGCUGUUUUGAUUGAAGCGAGCAGUGGCGCUUUGACCCGGCGCACAAAGAGUUAUAGGUGGCCGGUCAGCUUGUCAGUCAGGUUGGGUGGUUUUUUAAUCAUUUCAUCUUUGCUGGGGGGCUCUCCUGAGACCCCUGCAACGUUUAGCAGUCUGCGGCUCAGGACCCCGGGGCUCGUCUAAGCCCUGCCUGUAUCCGUGCUGCCAUUAUUAGCUCUGCUCUCCAGAGCACGCCGCUCAUCUCUCCCCUGAGAGGGCGGCUGAGAAAUGAAGCGCUGCUGCUGGCUGGCUGGGCGCGGCGAGCGGAGGGCCAAUAGCCCGACAUGGAACAGUAAUUACUCCAUUGAUAUUCCUCGCACAAUAACACUGUCAUCUCUCAUUUGCAUAACCUCGCUCAGGCUCGCCACGGCGUAUGAAUGCAUAUGAUCUCGUCAGGAGGCGGCAGGAGUUUUUCCGGGGGUUUUUCGCCAAAACUCAGACGAGGAAGAAGAAGAAGAAGAAGAAGAGUUUGAUUGUGAUCAGGGAAAACACCCUCCUCCUCUUCUUCUUCUUCUUCUUUGUGGUAUUAGAACAUAAACAACACAACAGAGAUGGGAGGAGGAGGCUGGAGUAUCAGUGUGUGUGCAUGUGUGAGUCCGCCUGAGAGGGUGAGGGGGUGUUGAGGGGGUGGGGGGUGUCAGAGGAUGUCAUAGGCCCCUGUCUCAGUCCUCGGUUAAUGGCCAUUGGUCAUAGGCUGUCUCCCUUUUAUUUCUUUUGCUCUCCUGCUCUAUCCUUCCAGGUCUCCCACUGGAGCAGCGCCCUCAGGCACCGCAUCAUUUAUUGCUGUCAGGAGUCACAGGGGAGAGGGGGAGGAAGAGGGGGAGAGGAGAGGAGAGGGGAGGAGAGGGGAGGGGGGGGGUGCUGCAGAGAGAAGCCAACAGAGGCGAUGGGGAGAGGCAGGCACGCUCGACUGUCAAAUCUCAGCCGUUGAAUAUUUAAUGGAGCCUGGAGUGUUUAUUUAGUUAGCCUGUCGAUUUUUACCGCUCUGUCAAUAGCGGCUCCCGUGUAGCCUGCUGAUGAUCUUUAGUGUCUCUUCCCCCAGGAGAGGCCAGGCACUAAAUGCAAUUAUGGAUUUUCCUGCACCGCAAUGUGUUUGAUAUUUUUACUGAUCUAAUUUGCAAUCUGGUAGUUUAUUGUUUGGCAUUUUAGUGGCGCUCAAGUGGCGAGGCAAAUUUGAUUUCCCCUCAUAAUUCUUUAUAACUUCAUUAAUGCUGUUAGCACAUUGGCACAGAUCUUAAAUAAAGCAAGAGAAUCAUCGCAUGGAUGAAUGCAUUCCUCAUUUUAUUGUCUCCAUGCCCCAUUCUUUUUACUGAUUCUGGUUCUAAUUAAAAAUCAUCCUAGUGGUGUGCUGUCUGUGUGAAAUAUGAAAUCAUAAUCCGCUUUGAAUGGCUCCCUUCACAGAGGCAUGCACAUCCAAACCCAACGCCCUGAUCUGUUGUGGGCAGGAGGAGAGGCAGAAUCAAAACAACUUUCUUUCCAGUGGCAUCCGCCAUCUUCCGAGACAAAUGAGCGUAUUAGCGCCGCGGCAACAGAAGUAACAGAGGCGAAAUAAAGCGGGUGAUUGUCUCCGAGAGAGACGGCGCGGUUCCACGUGUUUCUGCAGAGCCGUAGGAUUCCCGGCCCGAUGACGGAUGUCUUAGUUAGAGGGGCAGCAUUAGCCGUAAUGCUGUUAGCAUGUAGCCGUGUGAGUGAUGUGCUAGUUAGAUGCCCAGCAGUAGAGCUAAUGGUGUUAGCGUGUUGAGCCUUCAGAGGGAUGCAAUCGGUUAGGCCGUGAUGGAUGAGUGUCGUGCCGCGGAGGCCUGCGAGCCUCCUCAUUCGCCGAGCUGUCAGCUUCUUAAGUGGACGUGCACAAUUAGCGCCGAAAUCAGAGACUGCUUAAUCUGAUGGCAGGCUUACCGUUUGGCGGGAAAAAAUGGCUCAUCUAGGCGGUGGUGAGUGAAUGAUGGCGGCUGUAAAAAAGAAGAUGUAAGAGAGACGGCUCCGAUACGCAUCUCUCUCAUGCAGUAAACGUACAGUAAGCGGUACAAGACGCCGAAACUCCGUCACGGUCGAGCGGGCGCUGAUACAGGAGAGCUUUAUUCUGAAACUCCACUUCCUCUCUGUGUCAGACUGAAAUACAAUCAUCCUUAAAAGCCUCUCUCAGAAUGAUUGAAUGAUCCUCAGCGCCGAAUGACUGACUGACAGACGCCGUCAUGUGUCAUAGAAAGCAGAAAACACAUUCCACCUGAGGGGUAAUGAAGAGGGCGCACCUUACGCCGCGCACACGCACGCAUACCGGCUCACCGGGACACGUUCACGCAUUGUUGAGUUUCCAAAACAAACAGAGGAAAUAUCAAAGGCAGCGGCGCUGCAGCCGGGACGCCUCUAUCACCUCCUCUAGAUCAACACGACCUGUUCGGGGCCGCCCCAGCGCUCUGCACAGACACAUCGCUGUCAUUACCGCCCAGAUUAGCAGCUCCGCUCGGCUGUGAUGAAGGCAACCACAAAUUACAUUAGUGUCUGUUUGUGAUAUCGCGUUCAGCCAGCCUUGAUCUGACGCUGAACUGUCAUCUUAAAAGGAAUAUAAUGGGGGAUUGUUUUGGAUAAUUGAAUUAAAACUCGCUUUAUUUCCUGAUUACUCAUCUAUCAAUCAACUAAUGACUUUGUUGCUUUUCCAAAUGAUAAACAAAUCAGAUUUCGCAAUUUACACGCAGACAAACGUGAUGAUUUAUUUGUGGAGGAGAGGGUUUGACUGCCUCGUGAAAGUUGCAGUUCAGUUUGAGGUUUCUUCAUGUUUACAGUCGGCCUUUCUGCAGUUUCUCCUCUGCGCUCUUUACAACACAUUGCUCUUAUUUGUAGUAAUCCCCGUGAACACAAACUUUUUAUUCUGUAAAGAUUUUCCUGACAGCAAAGAUCCUCUCUCUAACCGAGAACUGUCAUCGAAUCAGUCGCAACUCUCGCCCUUCCCCUCCUGCGUCACUUGCGGUUUCAGAACAACACAAACCGUCUCCACCACAUCUUGAUGGCAUGAGCUGAGCUGAGCCGGCCUGAGCCCAGCCAUGUUUGUUCUCGGGCCGCGAAUGAAAUCCAUCGUCCUUAUCAGCUGAGAUGAGAGAGGGAGCGGGGCCGAGGAGGAUUCCUCUCCGAGCAGGAAAUGUCAUUUCUCUGUAAUAGUUUAUGAUUCAUCCCUCCACCUUUGACUAAAUAAUGAGGGAUGACAAUUAGAGCGGGCCAAGGGAGGAGGAAUCAAAGGGCUGAGAUUCCCCCUUGGCAGAGUCAGGGCCCGUCUGAGUGUGCUCCCUGCAAACUGGAUCCAGAUGUCGGGGUCUGAGCUGCUGCCACACAACAGCCUCUUUCUGCCAGCUAGCAUGCUUGCUAGCUCGCUGGCCAAUCUCUUGUGUUUGCAAACAUGACAGCAGACUCUCCCAGUGAGAGGCUGAGACAGACAGACAGACAGACGGACGGACGGAGGCCCCGCUCUGCAGAAAAGGCUUUAAUGCUGUGAUGUUAUUUCACCGUCAGGCUGUGUCUCUGUUGUGUCUCUGUUGUGUCUUAGCUCUCAUAAGGAGGUUUUGUCGGGUCUAAUACAGAGUAAUACAGAUACAGAUAUCUGAUAUCAGUAAAGGCUUUGGUUUCAGUCUCUGUCCUCGUCACAAUAUUGUGACAUUUCAGCUUCUCCUUCUGGUGUCUGUUACUGUAUCAGUGUCUGUAUUGGUGUUGGUGUCAGUAUCUGUACCUGUCAAAGUAUCUUUAUCAGUAUUUAUAUUAGUAUUAGUACUUGGAUCUGUGUCGAUAUCUGUAUCAGUAUUUCUACCUGCAGUAGUAUUGGUUUUAAUAUCAGUAUUCAUAUUGGUGUCAUAUUGUUAUUGAUUUCAGUGUCAGUAUCAGUUACUUUGUUGUCUAAGUUUAUAGCCUCAGUAUCUGUAUAAAUAUCUGUAUCAACUUUUAUAUUUGUAUCGUCGUCUAUAUCUGUGUCAGAAUCUAUAUUGUUAUCGGUUUCAGUAUCAGUAUCCAUAUUGGUAUCUGUAUCCCUAUUUGUACCUGCAUAGAUAUCUGUACCGGUGAUCAUAUCUGUAUCGGUAUUGGUUCCAGUAUCAGUAUCUGUAUUGGUGUAGGUUUCAAUAUCGGUAUCUAUAUAAAUAUUUGGUUAUCGGUACCUGUUGAAAUAUCCUUUCCAGUGUUUAUAACUUUAUUGGUAUCAGUGUAGAUCUGUUUGUCAGUAAUUGUAUCUGGAUUAGUUUCAGUAUUGGUAUAUAUAUCUGUCUGGUUUUGGUAUAGAUAUCUGUAUUAGUAUUUUUAGCUUUAUUGGUAAUGAUUGAUUGCAUCAGUAUCUGAAUACACAUUGAUUGGCUCCUGUGUCUGCCAGUAUAGGUGAGGAUAAUAUCUGUAUUAAUAUCAGUAUCAGUACCUCAAUCUGCACAGAUAUCUGUGUGUGUGUCAAUAACUUUAUCCGUCUCUGAAUCUAUCAGAUUAUCGACAUCUGAAUCAAGAUUAAUAUCAAUAUCAGUGUUUUAAUACUUAGAUAUCAGUAUUAGUGUCAGUAUUGACAUGGAUGCAGAAACCAAAGCUCUGAAUCGAUACUGUCAUUAUUAUUUUUUAUUUAUUUGUAGUUUUUUCCAGUAAAAUGUGACACUAACACAUUUCCAGCAGAGAGUCUGAUGUUGGUCAAAAGCGGCUAAAUGUCAGUGAUCAGAGUUUCUCCUGCAGUGAUUUGUAAUUAUUGAUCCUGUUGCCUUCAGAGGGUCCAGGAAAGAAAAAAACAGCACUUGUUAAUCUGUAAUUCAUGUAUGAUUCUUGUUCCGUGGGAGAAAAGCCCCCCUGGAUGUGUGUGUGUUGGCCUUGAAGAUGAGGACUUGAUGUCGAGGGGGGGGUCAGCUGUUGUCACUCAGCACGGCGGCCGAAUCAAUGGUCCAGCACUGUGGUAGAAGAAGAAAAGGCCAGCAGCGACGGCGGCGGCGGCAGCAGCUAUUGAUAUGUUUAACAAAUUAUCCCCGAUAACGGCAGGUGUGAUUGUGAGCGGCGCUCUGGGGUCAGCUCGUCAUAUGGCGGCUAACAGACACGAUAUUGCUGCGUGUCCUGAUCUCUCCAUUCCCUCACAAUGGCAUUAGGGGCACCCCAGGGAAAUAAAGAGUCCCACUCCCCUAUCCCCAGUGCUCUUCAAAUUAACUCCCCAGAAGGUUAAGCUCCCUGAUUCAUAAUUAUUCAAGCCCACCACCACUACCAGCCUCUCCACCACAUCCUUUCUCUCCCUCCUCUCCCUGCCACUUCUCCUGAGUGGCACUUGGCUUUUUGUGGGAAAGCCCAGGAAUUAGAUUAGCUAAGCCUGACCUGAGAGCGAGCGUGCAGCCAGAUGACGGGAGCGGGAUUGGACUUGAUCUCUGCCUGUCUAGCUGUCUCUCUAUUCAAUCUAGCUGUCUGUCUCUCAUACGCUGUGUUAUUGCCUGCGAGCGUCCCUAUGGAUGAGACAUUUUCAGCCGCAGCUAUUCUGCGAAUUGCAUAUAUAGCUCUCGGAGGAGCGUCCAGUGUCAGGAGUACAUCUCACUUGCAUGGGCCUGAUUUGAAUGAUGCGAGGUGUGAUUGGCCUUCAGCUCUCCCUCUGUGCCGGUGACGGUCUCAGCGCUGGUCGGCUCAUUAAAUAAGUGCCAGCGUCAAACAAAACAGAGCGGCUGUUAAGAGGAGACGGAGGGACAGUCUUACUCCAAACAGUCCAAUAUGCUCUGCUGUUGUAGUUUGUAGUUUGAGUCUCUCUCUCUCUCUCUCUCUCUCUCCUCUUUUAGAGUAUUAUUGUGUCUUAAUAUCUGUGAUCUUUAGAGGAAUGUUGGCGGUCUAAAGAAACGAGCUGAGCUGCUUUUAAAGGCAGUUUCUCCUCAAAUGAAAUGCAACAGGAUUAUUCAUGGUUUGGGAGGAAUUCGCCUCUCUCUCUCUGAGUCCACUUAGACUCUGGAUCUCAUUGCUAAGAAGGGGAACUGAGGCUGAGACGAUGAGAACCGAGGACACGAGUCAGUCAUCAGAUGUGAUGUUAAGGUUUUUACCUGCGAGUGCGUUCAUAAUCACCUGUUAAUAGUUGUCACAUGGCUCAAUCAGUGCAGCUCCUCUGUGCGCCGGGCCCCCCCGCGCCUCUGAAGUCAAUUGGGCUCCUCUGGAGGCCGAGGUAAUGUAAUGAGGGACCUAUCUGACUGAGGGCCGGGCUCCUCUCUCUCUGCAAUCACAUAAUUAAUCUCCUGAUUCCACCACUCACCGUGUCCUGACAGAUACGUUUGUGUUCGCUGCAUAAUGGCGAGGUGUUGUGAGCGUCCCGCGUGCCUCUGUUUUGGAAAACGGUUAUAAAAGCCCAUUCCUGCACGGCCUGCAGAGGGUUACGCACAAAACAACGCUCCCUUUGGGCCCUAUUAGGAGACGAAGAGAAACACACACUUCUCAAGCAGGUACCCUAAUAAUAUGUCGGCAAUUUAGGUAAUGACUGGGAGUGAGAUAAACUGAAGCCUGUAUUACAGGUAAUUGGAUCUGCAGUGUGUUGGCUACCUAAGCAUAUAUGGGCUUUGUUUACAAGGAGACGGACUGUCAAUUAUGAGAAGUGUAAGACUUCCAAGCAUGUGCGGUAAUGAUCGCUGAUUUGAGAUUUUUCAUCAGAGCCAGCAGCGAAUCAGAAACCGGCUUCAGGAAGACUUUACAUCAUCCCUCCUCAGAUCCCCGUUUCUCGCGAGCACGUCCAGUUAGUCGGAGGAUGACAAAUACAACACCCGCGGCUGUCAGAAUGAUCAAGUUGAGAGAGUUUUUUUUCCUCCGAGGUGAAGCCGAGAAAAGUUGGAGCCAUAAUGAGAGUUGUCAAGCCUGCGAGGUGAAGCGAAGCGUAUACAGCGUGAAGGUGGGAGCGGCGCGAGGGUGCCUUUGGGGGCCUGGUGGGCUGCAUCUCCCCGGCCUUUAAAGAGAUUACCUUGGCAGAGUAAGGAGCAGGUCUACCCAGAGGGUUCAGGAGGAGAUAGGCCAAGUAGGCCAUUACCAAUACUGCAGAGGACCCUCACAAGCUUCAUUAAUAAUCUGAUGAUGAAUCACUUUAAUUGGGCCUUUAUAGCUGCUGUCGAAUCCCAAGUCCCAUCUUCUCACCUCUCCUCUUAAUGGGCUGGUAGUUUGUUUUUAUUUCACACAAUAAUCAUUUUUAUAAUUGAUUAAGUUUUUGUUACUUACUUCAUGAAGGAUGGCCUCCAUAAACACAGAUUGUUGCUAAUGGGACGCCUCUUUAACGAAGCCUCCUUUCUCUUUUUUUUUUUUCUAAAAUGCUUCAUUUGCGUCUUUGUUCAGAUAUGUCCAUCUGGUUCAAAAUCUGUUUUUAAGACUUACACACAGGGUCAGAUUUUCUCCCACUCUUAAUUAGAUGAGGGAUGGUCUAAUUAAAUCAAAUUCAUUAUCCUCAGCUCCAGAAAUCAAGAGGCUCUAUUGGAAAUAAGGUUAGGCUCCCCCUCAUCCAUCAUGCCCUAACUAACCAAUUUACAGGCCAGCCGUUUGCAUGAGGCAUUAUUACCUUGUCAUAAACACUUACCUUUAAAAUCCUCAAAUCAAGCCCUGAUAUGCUAAGCUUUUAUCACAUUAGUUUGUGCUACUGUGUCAGCCUCUUUCUGCCUAAGAUAAAGUAGGCUCCCCGUAAUUAUAUUAGCCACAUAAGGCGGAGACAGUGCAAACGACGGCUAUUUAAAGCGGGCUGAUAAUUCUGUAUAAUUAAGACAUAGUAGAGAGGAGGGAAAGGAGGUGAUAUAAGAAAAACAGGACCCUCUCUUCAGAGUGUGGAGGCUCUUAUUUCAGAUAAAAACACACCGAUUUAAAGGAUCAUUUAACCACCAAGUGUCAAUCCUGCAGCUGCAGCGAGUCACUCUGCGGCGUCCAUUGUGUAGGAGACACAAAAAGCAGCGAUCAUGAUUAUUCCGAUGAUCUGGACUGAAGAGGAGCCGUUCAUCAUAAGGGGCGAUAUAUAUUACUGAUGCUGGGAAAUGAUUAAAACUCACUCGUUUAAUAAACUGUCGCAGCACUCGCUCGCAGUUUGGAUCCUGGAAUAUUUACAUCUGAUUAGAGCGGGUUUAGCAUGUGAAUGGCGCCGUGAAGACGUGAGGAUGCUGGUGGAUAAAAUUUAUAUUGGUCCCACCAUCGGGACACAAGCUCCUGUAAAUGUGGCGCGGCGCCGGAAACACAUGAGGCCUGUCCUCUGAUCUGUGUUGGAAAGUGAAUUAGUAAGCCCCGCUCUAAAGCCGCUGAUCGCAACGGGCUGAGAGCAGUGAUUUGUUGGCGGUGUAUAUUACAGCCCACGGUCAGGGAGGGAGGGACCAGAGGAGUGUGUGUGUGAGGGAUAGGACAGGGGGCCUUAUCACUCAGUGUUUACUCUCAGUAAAUUGAGUUGAAAUAAUAGUCUUUCUCUGAGGCCAAACAAUGGAGCAGGCUGCAGGCCCAGGGCCCAGGCUGGUGCAGAGUCGGCCUGCGCCACUUCAAAAUGAAAGGCUGAGGAGCCCGGGGCCAUGAGGGGAGGGGGGCACGGCAGGAGAGAGCGGGGAGGGGGCGGCUACACCAGUCGCAGAGCAGACACCCCUCUGACAGGCACCUGGGUAGGACAACAGGGAGCGGAGAGGAGCGUGACGCUGGUGGAGGCUGGUGGCAGAGAGAGGAGGGGGAGGAGUGAUGAGGCCCGGGGCGCUGUCAUUAGGGAGAGGAAGAUGGCUGCCCUGAGGACGGAGCGGCGACAGGUCCCGGUGGGGACGGGGGGGACCACAACCUCUCAGUCCCCUGGGUCUGCGCCGGGACUGGUGGGAUGUGUCAGUGUGUUUGUCUUGUAACCUCUGGCUAUGUCUGAUCUGCAGGAGUCUAACCUGCAGAGAGAAAAGGAAGAGUGUGUGUGUGUGUUUGUGCAGCACAGAGACCCUCCUCUGCCAUUGUUUCAGCGUGUGUGUGUGUGUGUGCUUCAGCUGCACCUCAGCUCUGCCUCUUCCCCUUCAUUUAUCAUUCGGCUGCAUAAAGUGCUGCCACAGCGUUAUAGAAACAGCUGCUUUUUUCAGAGAAUGGGCCGCCCUCCCCGCACACAAAGACUCUCCUGGACCUAAAGAGAGUGUAAAAUCGGCGCCUGAAUACAAACCUUUUUCCUGGGCUGAGAGGGGCUGAACACGGGUGUCACUGCGGCGCGAGACAUUGUCACUGAUCUGAAGACAAAUAAGCGACCAUAUCAGCCCCAUCGUGUGUACAAAGAGCGUCAGGGGCGCCGGCCUUGUUCAAAGCUAAAUGUGCAUAUCUACAGCUGCUGCGUGGCGCUCUCUGGAGGAUUCAUAUCAGGCUGUUUAAGCAGGAGUUGUAUGCAUGAUUCACCCCAGAGGAGGCACCUGUAUUCCUGCGCUGCAACGCCACCCACUUCAGCGUCCAAACAAACCCUGUCGGCGCUCUGUUAGGGGUCAUAAUGCAGACACAAUCAGACCUUUACGUUGACUCACGGUGAAGCCUCAGGGUCGCAGACUCACCGCAGGUUUUUGGAGGAACCAGGCGUGCCGUGCCAUGCUUCGCCAUCCCGCUCCGUGCCUCAGAGGCUCCACGUGGAGAAGAGGGAAUUUUGUCGAACCUGUUCUCUUCCAGCUGGAGAGAUGAGAUUUUACAGUCGGCCAACCACAUGACAGAGAGACGCUCGCUCUGAGUGUGUGUGUGUGUGUGUGUGUGUGUGUGUGUGUGUGUGUGUGUGUGUGUGUGUGUGUGUGUGUGUGUGGGAAAGCAGUGAGAAAGAGCAGAAAGGGCAUCAGGCGACUUCUCUGCCAGACCUCCCCAGGCAAAAUGAAGAACGCUCCAAUCCUUGAAGACGUGAACAGAAUAGUUUCAGAGUAACAUUAGCCGCCGCCAUGAGGAGAGAAAUUCCCUCUUGGGAUUAAAACCGCACACACACACACACACAUGCACACACACACACACUCAUAAACACAAUGCAGGUCGCAGCAUGCCCACACAAUUCAUUUAUUGUUCUAGCAGGUUCAGUGAUGAAUUUAUCAGCUCUCAUGCAAGUUUGGACAUUUUUACACACAGGUGAAUAACGAGAGAAUUAACUACAGUUUUAUUAAUUCAGUAAAUACAGUUAAAAAUCUCAUCAUGUGUUAAAAUGUAAGAGCUUUUUAUUGAAGUCAAACUACAGAAAUGAACGCCAAAAUGAACACGCAGAAUAACAGAGACAAGAAACUAAUAAAGUCCAUCCAGGAUAAGAAAAGCGACUGCAGGAGAAUCAAAAAUUAACAAAAAUGAUAAAACAUAUAAAGACAAACAGCAGGAGAGGAGAACAAAAACACAAAACAUAUAAAAAUACGACAUAGUGAUGAUUUCUUGACUCUACUCUGUUUCGUCUGUUUCUUCGUGUUUGUAACGUUAGCAUGUGUGUGCGGUCAUCGCGUGAUCGUAUUUGAUGCAUCAUCUUAUUUUAUCAGCAGGAAUUUUCAUAUCUGCCCACACUGACAAUUAACUUUGGAGCUUUUAUCUGCAGAUACUGAGACGAUAAUAUCGUGAACCUCUGCUCGACACAGAACAGGGCGCUGCUUUGAAUACGUGUUUGUGAGUGGGAGGGUAAAACAACCUCGAGAAGCAAAUAAUGGACGUCUCUGCAAGAGGGCGCCUAACUCAACGUCAUUUUUAGGAUUAUGGUUGGAAAUAUGUGAUAUUCAUAAGAAGUAGAGAAAAGGGAGUUUUUAGAUGUAAUGUUGACAUUGAAAGAGUUACUGAGAGUAAAUUUCUUGGGUUGUUAUUGAUCAAAAGUUCAGAUGGAAAAAAAAACACAUUAAAUACAUUAAAGGGAAAAUUUCAAAAUCACUUUUAUCCUGUACAACCUGAGAAAAGUAUUGAAUUCAAAGGCCUUGCAUUUGAUCUACUACUUAAUGAUUAUUCCCUAUAUAUCUGACUGUGUGGAACUGUGGGGAUCCACCUUUAAAAACACGAUAAUCAAUAAUAAAACUGCAAAAACGAGCUCUACGUAUGAUCAAUAAGACUGAUUAUUAUGAUCACAUGAAAUUUUAUGAUCUGUUUUAUUAUAAAAUAAUGUAAAUCAUGUUUAGAGCAAAAUCAAAAAUGCUCCCUGACUGAAUACAGAAGUUCUUUUCAAGUCAGGACAGUCUGUAUAAUCUCAGAGGUGUUUGUUAAUUUACUGUAGAAAAAGCUAAAAAAGGUCUGAAAAGGAGACGUGUCUCUGUUACUGGAGUUAAAUUCUGCCGACAUAAAUCUAAAAUCAUGUCGUUCUUUUUUGUUUUUAAUAGUUUGUUAAGCUGUUUUUGAAGCUUAUAAGUCGAUUAAUUCUCUGUUGUUGUGGUGUCUCUGCUUUUCUGGAGGUCGGUAGAUAAAAAAGUUGAAAACACAGGAGAGGCUUUUAUAAACAGUCUGCUUCUGCCUUUUCAGUCAAUAUUCAACACAUGAUUCUGAUUUAGUGAUUUAGUGUGAAAUGUCAAUAUUGUGUAGAAUAUUUGGUGUCGUCAUGACUGAAUAAACGACCACUGUACUGUACUACACUAAAGGUGUGUAACCAUAUGAUCUCAUCCUCCAAUAGAGCAACAGCAGCCUGACUGUAGUUCAGACCUUAUAGUCUUUUCUCAGUUUUAUAGAUUACUCAGACGUGACUUCUAACAUGCAAAUUUUGUUGAAUAUGAGAGACAGAAAGGCCUGAGGUCGAUCUGCAGGUUCAGAAAGAUCCUUUAGAAGAUCUCACUUUUAUCAUUUAUUUUUUACUAUGUUUGUUCUCGUGAAACAAUUUCUGAUCCAUUUUCUGCACAUUUGGAGAGGAUGAUCUUCUCCAAAACCUCAGGAUUAUAUAGGAGCAUGUAGAUGACUGUAACAUCUUCAUAUGUGCUUGAUGGGGCCCAAAGUCACAGAUAUGAAGUCUAGAAAGCAGCAUGCAUGCACAACUUUGUGUCUUUUUGGUGUAUGAAUGUCUAGAUUACACCAAUUAGACCGACCAUGACCUUAAAAAUGAGGUUAGGUGUGAACAAACCAAUCAGUCAGAUCUAAAUGUUGAUUUUUAUGUGAGUGAGAGUGUUUGUCUACCUCCAGAGUGAUCGUAUCUGUAGUUAAAGCUGCUCUCUUUCUCUCUCUUACUGUAUAUCUUAUUCUGUAAGUAUAAAAUAGCAUGAAUGGAAGUUAUCCAAUAUUUAAGAGCAGUGAUUUUGCAAACGGUUUGGUCUAACAUCGGCUCUUUAUAGUUUUAACUCAGAGGGGAGCAGCGCAGUAUUUUUAACAACAGUGUGUACAGUCUAGUUUGUGAGAGAGGAGAACGUGUUUCUGUGAAGGCUGAAAAUAAUAGGAGCAGGAAUCAGUCUGCACUUUUAAUCGUUUAUCACCCCGCUGCAUUUUUGCACACCAUGCAUGCAGAAAAAAACGGAGUAAUUUGAGCAGGUCUGAGUGUUUUUGUGCAGGUUAAAGCCUCUCUGUCUUUACUUUAUUGGUUUAGAGAUAAAGUUAGUCAUGGUGGAUAAAAUGUGGGGCAGCUGGCAUUUUCUUUAGGUCGAGUUUUUCUCUAUAAAUUCAUCACGUUAAUGCAGGACUCCCUCGGUCAGAGUCUCCUAAAUCAAAGUUAAUGGGAAAGGAUGGAUAAAACACAGUAAUGAUGAUGCAGAAUGACCUUUCCUUCUCUCCUGACCCAAAGAUUUCUGGGAUUUGUAGGUGGUCUCAGUAAUGUAGCCGCUGGUCUUUAGUGAAACAGCAGGUUUUUGGUUUGCUCUGCGGUGUGUGUGCGCCCCUCUGUCUGUUUGACACAUUCCUACACUGCACCCCUCUCCACGGCUCCUAACUACCAGCCAGUCGCCAUGGUUACAGCCAUACAUCCCUGCCAGCCUUUCACACUCAGAGACAUAUUUGUUUGGCUAGUGUAGCUACGUUGCUGACAAAAAAACACAGCUUUUUAGCAUAACACCUGCUAAUCUCCGGGAUUUAGCUCUUUGAAGAGGAUUGCUGAUCAGAAAUUCAAAUAAAUAAUUUGAAUGCUAAUCUGAAUGUUAAUCCCUGGCCUCCGGGUCUUAAAGCAUCCUGUCUUUCAAUAACAAUGUUUAUUUUUCAUUUGCUUUGCCUCUUUCAUUUUCUCUCCCCCCUCUCUCUCUCCCUCCCUCCCUCCCUCUCUCCCCCGCCUCUUAAUAAGCUCGAUCGUCUGCUCCCCGUUGGAUAGUAAAGGUGGACUCGUCUUUUGACGUAUGUGGCAAUUUAGGAGCAUUGAUGAGGCUGAUGCUGCUGUAGAGCUGAAUUAUGAUCAUUCAUUUUGAUGGGAAUCGAAGGGUUAAACACCAACUAUUGAUCCGGCUUUGUUUAUGUCAACGGACUCAAACUUUCAGACGACACCAUCCUCAUUUUUGCAGGAUGUUUGAUCAAGAUCUGAGAUUUCAAAUGUAGUUAUCGUUGCUUCGUCAAGUUUCCUGACUGUGCAGCAUUAAGUUGGCAUCUACAGGAAAUCAGUGGGUGUUAUUUGAAUAAUGCCUUUUUGUGCAAAAUGCAAGAUAAAGAUCAGUAUCGUAUUUGUUUUUUAAAACGUUUUUUAGUGGAAAUAUUAGAGUCAUCACUUUCCUGCAGGUUUUAUCUCUUUUUUUCACACCUUUUAUCUAAUUUUGUUGAUUUUCUCACCAUUUUUUUGACUUGGUGCGGUGAUAACGAUAAUGCGUGUGUGCAUCAUCUGAAGGGCAUCAGUGGGUGUUUUUUUUUAAUCAUUAACUUUCUCAUGAUUUUCACUGAAAUUUUCACCUUUAUUUGUCUUUAAAACAUGAUAAUUUUCACUAAAAUAUACAAAAAAAAUAUCUUUGUAAUGUUCCUCUUUAUUUUCCUCCCAUGUGUUUUGUUUCUGUGCAGGAGUGUCCCUAAAAUUAUGUCCUUUUGAAAAGCUCCAAUUAUAAAUAUUUUUUACCCUCCGCUAAUAAACCCUUUUUUGCGACAUUUUCAUUAUAUUUUUUUAAUAUUUUUUUUAAUAUUAUGAGAUCAAAAAUCAAAGUCUGAUUGAAUUUUAAGGAUUUUUUUUUCUGCUUUUUUCUUUUGUCUCAGAAACAGGAUUUUUAUCAAUACAAUCCAAUCCAAAUGUUCUAUGAACCAUUUCCUCAACAUUUCUAUCUAAAUUCCUUUCAUUUAUGUCACCAUUUUUGGAUGUUAUGUGCAGCUUUAAAUCAGCAUCUGUCCUUUAAAUAACGUCCUUUUGUUUUGUCAGAUGUACGCUCUAAAUCAGAGUGAAUUUUAUCUCAGAAUCAGGGUGAGUCCCAUCUUCAUCUUCGUCUCUGUUAUCACGCUGCUUCAUACAUAGAUGGUAUAAAUAUCUUUGCAUCUUCAUAUUCAGAUCUAAGUUCGUAAUUUUCCCGCUGCCUCCUUCAGUCUCAGGAACAUGCAGAUUUCUAUAAAUACAAUGCACAGUUUUUCUGCACCGUUUAAUUACAUUCUUGUCUAUUUUCCUCCCAUUCGUGUUGCUAUUUUCUUAGAUGUUAUCUGCAUGAUUAUGUAUCUGUGCGGCUAAAUGUUAGCACCCACAGGAGAUCAGUGGGUGUUCUUGAAAUUUGGAAAAAUAAAUGCAAAGAAAAAAAAAAGAGGAGCAGAUAAUGAAAGAGGAACCAGACCAAACAUAUACAUCCUUAUAAAAACCACUUUUGCUUAUUGACUCAUGUGAGGAGCGAGGACGCUGUACAUUAGAGUCUAUAAUUCCUGGUCUUCUUCUUUGAUUCCUGCCUCUAUAGAGCUGACUUUUGUCUCAGACAUGGAGAAUCAAGGGCAGCGGGAUCACAAACACAUGAAUCCGGAUCUUGUGAACAACGCCUAAUUCCUGGUUGCCUCCCAUUCUCUCCCCGCAAACUAAUUUUGGGCUUAGAGUGAAUCUCUGUUAAGUAAACAGAUCCCCCUCAUCCAGGCGGGCUCCAUCACAAUGACGUCCAGAUCAUCUGCGCCCAUUAAAACCAGCGCAAACACUUUACUCCGCACCAAUAUACUAAAGGAUGGAGGGGGAAACACACACACACACACACACACACACACACAGACACACACACGGGGUCUUUUUUUUUUCAGCUUUUUCCCAGAUUGUCUCUCUUCCCAUUAAUCCAGUAUCUUUCAGGCCUGGUAAACUCCUCAAGAUGGACACUGCCUGGUUCAGGGUGGAAAGGGGUCAAGCCCGGCUGGCCCCCGCACAGAGCUGUGGAAUUUUUCAUUAGUGCACAGCUGGGUCACAAGUGGCUCCAAAGCCGUCUUAAUAUUGUGUAGGCCCACAGAUUAGAGAGCGGAGAAAAGAAGCCAAAGCGUGAUGCUCUCCACCAGACCCUGUCUUUGCAUAUUUGCAGACUUGUGCUUUAGAACACCUCAUAUUACUGUUUGUUUUAUUUCUUAGACCCAGAACCUCUGGGUCAAUAGUAAUUAUAAAGCCCUCCAAUCCAAAUGUUGUUUUUUAACCAUUCCAGCUCUGGAUCUGUAAGAGGAGUCCAUUUAUUUUCUCUCAAUAAAGAAAGUAAAGUAUCUUAGCGGAGCGCCGGAGCUUCUCCCGGAGCUGAGAGCUGUUUUUAUUCUCCACCUCUCGUUGAAGAAAAACACAAAUAUAACAAUAAAGCAGAAGGUGUAUCUGUGGGCAGUUAACGCUCUAGAACAUGUGAGAGCCAUUACACUUAUUGUAGCCAUCACUCUCUCGAUCACCGGCGAAGGCUGGAGGUCUUAACGGCGCAGCUCUGCUCCACCUCGCUCAACGCAGAUUGGCGUUGAAGGAGAGAAGCGACCCGAACAGAGCUGUAAGAAAUACAUUUGUUUUUAAAGUGCAGGUAAUUUUACACCUGAAUUUAACGGGGGGGGGAUUUCUCCUGGGCUCUUUGGAGGAACGGCGUUGUAAACAUGUCACAUCUCCGGCAGUGGAUACAGAACAAACUGCUUCACUUUGGUUUAUUUGUGUUGGGAUCAGCUCUGCUUUGAAAAACAGGUACAAAAUCAGCCAAAAGAAGAAAGUGAGCAUCCUUCCAGUCCUGAGCGUUGUUUGUUGGAGCUCUAAAAACUGAUCCUAAAUGUGAUGUUCACUCAUUUUACAUGGUGGGAAACAGCAGCUGUCCAAACAGCAUCAUGUGUGCCUGCCUGCCUGCUUACUGUUGUAUUUACAUUUGUGUACUUAGCCUCCUCUGCUGCCCACUACACUGUCCUCCUUUUCACUCCGUCAGCUUUGUUCUACCUGUGUGGCUGCCUGGGGAGGAUUAUUUCCACGCUGUUUUCCUAGUGACUCAUUAGCAGACACAUGCGAGGAGGAGGAGAAGCAUCGGGUCGCCUGAUGCUGCGAGACAAUUCUCGGCAUACCGCUGUUGCCUUUGGAGCUUUGCACGAACACGUAGCCUUAUCGUAUAGAUUUCUCCUCCGAUCUCAUAUUUGGCGCUAACAAGCCUUGUCAAAAACCGUGAUGUAUAUGCGCUUCAUUUGCAUGUAUUUUUGCAGUCAGUUAGGGCGACUCCUGCUCCCCCGUCCUCUCCAAACUGUAUCUGGAGUGUUGAGUAAUCUGUGAAACACACACACAGCCUCUGGAAUGAGAUCAUUUGAAUAACGACUUAAGGGUUAGGAUUUCUUUGUGCAGCUGUGGCGUAUAGCGUUAUGCACAGAUCUGCCUCGGAUGUCUGUCUGGCCGGGGACUCGUCUGAGGAGCUGCACAUUCCUGCACAUAGGAGCUCAUGCUGCCAUAGAAAUAAAGUGGCCAUAUUUAUUUUCACAACAGCCGACAUGUGGGAGAGAAGAUCCUGGAAGCUCCUCGCUCCAGACUAACUGUGAGCAGAUCUACUAUAGAUCUGUGCAGCAGCAGCAGCGUUUUACUAAGUGUGCUCCCUCUGAGAUGUGGGGCAGGUGCAUAUGCACGCACUAACACACAGCCGACACGUCUCCGCUAUUAUCUUUGCGAUGCCAAGUGCAAUCAGCUCGUCUCAUUCCUCCCCAGCGAGCUCGCAGAGCGGGGAACAAGCAGAACCCUGUGGCCAGAGCCGUGUGAUGAAGAAGGCACCUUUGGGCCAUUAGUGGUGUACACAUCUCCCGUUAAUGUGUUUUACUUUUACCUGCUGGGAGUUUAAUUAAAAAACAAAGAGCCUCAAUUUAAAGGCCAUUAUUAUGCUAAUGUAGUAAGCACGGGAUGGUGAUUAAGCAGCUUUUAGAGCUGACUGGAGCUGGCCCUUGGGAGCAGAAGGAUGGCACUUUUUAUUUGGCUUCAUUACUCUCCAUGAAUCUAUGCUCCAAAGAGAAACGCUGAUACUAUGAAACCAGGUCAGCUACUACUCGGAUCUUUUAUGGAGCCGUGUUAUGGGUCCCACUUCUUGGAGCUGGAGGAGCUGGAGGAGCUGGAGGAGCACUCACACAGGCUCAAAGUUUGUUUUCACCUCAUCUUCAAAAGCAGGAAAUGCUUUAGCUGCUUUUAUUUACACGACGAGCCCGUAGUGUGAAAAAACUUUCCUCUAUCAUCCGUCCCUCUGCAAGCAAUCAAAAAACUGUUAGCUGAAAUCAGGGCGCUAUUUUUAACCGGCGCGCUGCAUCUAAAGGACAACAGGUCUAUACAUAACAGAGUUGAAAAGGUUUGCCUUCAACAUCUGGGCAUCAAAUGUUCUCCUCUUUAGCGAAAGCUCUUGAUACCGUAGCAGAGAACCAAUUUUCACAAACUGAGGCGUGUCUCAGGAGGAGUUGAGGAGAAGAGGCUGUGCAGCGGCUCACAGAAGACAGAUAUGUUUGUUGUCCGUCCAGACAAACAGAUCAAGACGCCACCUCAGAAGACGGUCUUUGAGGUGUUUGGAGCUUUUACGCUAAAAACAACUAUUUCAAAUCUGCACAAAGACGGUGAAUUAUAUCAUCAUCGGAGAAAGACGAGGGUCGUUUGACCGCCGCUUUAAUCCCUGAACAGAUCCCAAUCAUCAUCUGUAACUAUGGCAACAGUUACAGAUUUUAUUGGUGUAAAUAAAACCUGAAAAUGAUCGAGAUUAUUCAUGAAUUUAUUCGUUAAUAGACUUUUAGUUUAACUUUAAGGUCCAACCGUUGAUUUUUACUGACACGUUUAUUUCAAUGAAUGGGUUUCAGUGACUUUCCUCUUUAUUUGUGACCUUAUUUGGGCGUGUGGUGGAUCCGUGGUUACUUCCUGUAGAGCUAUUUUGCAGCAGGUUUGAAUAACACUGGGUUAUUCUUCGAUGAUCCAACUUUACUUUCUCCUGUAGGUGCAAAACUUCGCUGUUCGGUCGCUCUGCCGCAGUUUAGCUAACAGGCGCCAUGUUUAUCGCUAAGUUGCAUGAAUACUCAGAGUGACCACAUGUCCUCUUUUUUAGGGGCUGUCCGAGGGAGUUUAUAAAAUCCUUCAAAUGUUUGAGGAAGUUUUCAGUUUGUGUCGCUUAGAUUUCCUCGCAUGAAAACAAGGACCAUCAAAUCAAACCUGGUUCAAAGUUGUGUUUUUUAAGUAUUGGGUUCACACAUUACCCUCAUCAAUAGUCAGUAUAACUCUCGGUUUGACCGCCUGCUCCUCGUGGCCUCCUCGCCCUGUCCUCCAGCCCCUCUCUGACCUCGCCUCCAGGCCUCCUCUCUCACCUCUGCCCUGAUUGGCGUGGCCGCAGGUUUCCCGCUCCAACAGGAGAGCCCAUCUUCAAAGUAAUAGCUUACAGCUGCAGCAGCCGGGAUAAUCCUCAUCCCGUCUGUCUUUGAAGAGACGGAGCGAGCGGUGACAUAAUGGCUGGAGCUCUUCUUUGGCGUUUCUCUCUGUGUCGUUCAACGGCACGAGGGGAGUAGGUGAGACGUAGCCGCACGUGUUGCUAAAUGUAGCAUGAUUAUCAAGCGGCAUAAGCGGCUCCAUAUUCCCAACCCUCUCCUCUCUUUCUUCUUCUUCUUCUUCUUCUUCUUCGGGGUUUCUUUUAUCCGCCCCGGUCCUCCUGAUGCUUAUCACCGCGGCAGAAGCAUUAAACGUAAUGUCUGAAGAAGGGAAAUCAUUGGCAACAUGUGGUGAGAGCUUAAGAUGUUGUCACACUUUAAGUUGGCCAUAAUCUGUUCAAAGGGAGAGCGCAUAGUUCUCCAAAGUGCCGGGAAAAGGGGGGAAGAAGAAGAGCAGGGGAGAGGCCGCGGUCUCUGAGCUGCACUUUGCCGGGCUGAAGUGUUCAUCAGACAAAAUAACUGUCGCUCCCUCUUGGCUUUCGUCUUCGCCGUAAUGCUUCUUUUUCGCUUUCCCUUUUUUUUAUGCAUUUUCUGAAAACACAUCCUGUGGCGUUACAAGCCUCAGCAGAGUGAUAAUCUGUCACGCCGAGGAGGAGCGAGCCGUAGAUAACGCCAGGAAGAACAGACGAGGGAUCACAGGUACGUGGACACAGGAUUAAAAAGAGGGACGUGAUGAGGCCUCUGGGACGCCGCCGCCGCGGUGGCGAUGUGCUGAGACCGGCUCUUUUUCCAUUUAUGAGUCCAGUUCUAGGGAGGCCUGGGUAAAUAUUGACAUGGCCAUUGAUCCACACAGGAGGGUCUCAUCACUUGAUCUGUGCGCUCAGGUGUGGGAGGAGGAGGAGGAGGGGACACGCUGGUGGUCUUCUUUGUGGCGUCUCUUAAACACGAGCUAGCUCUGCUGCGACACUGGGAGUCGGGUUACCAAAGCGAGUCCAGAGUCGGGUCAGCGGGAUCAAGUCGAGUCAGAACGAGGUAAAUAAUCACCUCAAUCACUUUGACGUCCCCUGAGAUCCCGACAGGACGCGCUGAAAUCUCACUUUCCUGCUAAACUUAUCAAUCGGCGUGUUUUCCCGCUCUAAAACCAUCACGGACAUCCCCUCCUCCGUCUCCUCGCGGCCCUCUGGUGGCUCCUCGAAACCACUAAUCAGGUAAUGUCGGGGAGGUUGAAUGGCGUGCCUCCCCCCGGUCAACCUUCACUGCUCACACAGUGGUGUUGUUUUAAAGAGCAUUCUUUAGCAGCUGAACUUGGAAAGGUAUUAAAGUGGGAUUAGGCUCCUCCACAAUCCACUGCUUGUGUCAUUCAGGGAGUUUGUGUUCUCCUCUCCCCGCCGCCACCUCCCCACUCCUCCUCUGUUUGAUUGUGGCGAGCCGCAGGAGUGGGACCGACUGUGCCUUUCAAAGGAGAGGGGUAGGGUUAAAUCCCUAGUCCACUGCUCCCUGCUAAUUCUCCUUGUUCCUUAGAGAAGGAUUUACUUCUGCUGCCAGCUUCUCAAAGGCCUUCUCUGCCCAUCCGAAAAGUCGCCGUUGCCUUCCUGUGGAGGUGUGGUUGCCAUAGAAGGGGCGUCAUGCAUGGCUAUUCCAUCUGAACCCCGCUGAGAAAGGGGACCGGGGACUGAAAACAGGCAGAAAGUCCGGAUUAGACGCCAGGACAAAGCAGGACAGGAAGAUUCCAGAAGGGACGAAUAGGAAUUACAGCAGCAAAAAUAAUGCAAAGUGACAGAGAGGGGAAAUAGAAAAAUAAUGGCUUACAAGAUUAGACUCGGCGAGGAGAGGAGAAGAAAGGAGCGAGGUCUGAAAGAGAAUGUUUUCAUCGAGAUGAGAAGAUUGGAGAGAGAGAGAGAGAGAGCGGAGUCCUGGACGUAUCAAAAACCGCGCUAACAAGUCAUUUCCUCAACUUUUUAAGCCGGCGAUCAUUAGCUGGGAACCGGUCCUGACAGAUUCAUCACCUCAUUUCCCUGAUCCCAGCAUGCUAACAGGCUAAUCCUUGGAAAAGUGAAGAACGAGCCCUUAAAUAUUCAGAGAGUGUUGACGUAAGACUUUUUUUUCUUUCUUUGGUUUGAUUCGCUCAUCGCCGCUCCGCUCCAGCAUCCAAACUGUGAGGUUUGUUUGGAGGGUAGAUCCAGGUUUGGCAGGUCACUAAAACCAGAACCCUGCUUGUUUGAGAAACAUGCCCAAACUUCUUUUUCAGAGGAUUAUCCCCGAGUUUUUUCUUCCAGCGCUGAAUAAUAAUCUUCUUAACUUAUUGUAAUAAAUGAAAGAUUAGAGGAUUUCAUGAACCCUGCGAGCGCCAGAUUUCUGAUGUCUGCUGCUGAAAAAAAAGACGAAAAGGCUGUUUUCUUGUUUUUUGUUUUAUGUUUCAGGAACAGGCGGUAAAUCAUGAAACUGAAGCAGUCCGACUAAAAUAGCAUAAAAAAAGAAACUCCUGCUUCUGAUUACACGAGCGUUUUAUUUCAAAGUGCAGCACAAAACCGCACCACCUUGUUUCCAGCACGCAUACAGCUGCUCAUACAAGUGUGAACACACGUGCACACACACACACAUGCACACACAGCGUAUCAGCAGCACCUAUAACAGCAUUAGCAUAACAAAACCUUCAUAUUUACACAUUAUAUUCAUCACUAUCGCUCAUCCCUGUCCACGACCAGCUCAUGAUGUCAAUCGCUCCUCUCGCCGCCUCUCCGCCUCGCACAAUGAAAUAGAUGUUCACCACAAAUAGAUAGGCGGUUGCCAGCUGUCUUCCAGACCAGGGCAAACAAAGAGGCCGCUAAUAAAUCCAGCUUUACGGCUGGACAAGAUCAACCACACUACUCCCUGCCUUCUUGCUCCCCUUUAAUGUGGCUUCUUGUGAACAACAGAGGAGGAAUUAAAUGCCUCUCAGUCGCCAAUAAAACAAUGCAAACAUCUUCCCGAGAGCAUAUAAAAGAAGAUGGAGGUGUUGUCGAGGGUAUGGAGAUAGAGGCGGCGGUGUAGAGCCAUGAUAUUAGACAGUAAGAUGACAUAUGAACAGAGCAGAGGGCGGCUCUGGAGUCAGCCAUGAAUCAUGGUCUCUGAUAAGUUAUCUGAUGCGUUCGGAGGAUCCAGGUUAUGAAAGAAAUGUCAGCAGAGGCUCGAUAAGAAUCACCGGGAGUCGGUGGUCACUGAUCCAGACUCUUUUUGGAGACCCGUGUGUGUUUGUGUGUGUGUGGAGGGGGUUGGUUUGGGUGCCCAUGACUGACUUCACUCGGGCUGGACCCACCCUAGAAAUUUUAACAGAUGAGCUGCUGCCAAAAGAGUCACCUCCUUGGCGGCCCACGGGAGCGGCGAGCCAACUUGACGGCUCAUCAAAAACGCAGGGAGAAAAAAAAAAGAGAAAAGGCCGUGGGACAAAAUAAAGACAAAGAACAGCAGAGUCACUUUCACUGGUGUUACUUUAAGAGACAAUUACAAGAUGAGUGGAAAUACUGAGACUCUCCUCAGUCAUAUCAAAGUGUUCACCUUUACGUGAAAGUCCCAAAAUAUCACAAAAAUACAGAUUUUAGGAUCUUUGUUCAAUUAGGAAACAUGAUCGACUUAAAUCUGACGGUUUCAUCCGACUAAAGAAGCUGAUUGGAGUUUAUUUUCAGUGAAGUAAUGAUACUUCAGGCAAGUGUUCACAAAUGAAGUUGGAGUGCAAAAAUCUGCAGUUCCUCAAACGUCCACUUGGGGCCGUCUCUAAAAUCCCAGCAGACAUUCACAUCCUUGUUAAAAUAACUUUUUUCUUGGAGCUUUAUUUCUGGAUUUAUUGGAUAGUAGAGACCGAGUAUGUGACCCUCUUUUUGGGGACUGGGUUUGAAGAUUUAGGGGCGUGGCUAACUUGACUGACAGGUGGUGACUUACUAAUAGUUACACCUGAGAAAUUACUGUAAAUUUCGCUAAAAUUGGCUCAUUUUUGUGUCACUAUCAAACCUCUGCAUCAAAAAACUGUAUUUCUUCUAUAAUUAAUCAUAAAUUAAUUCUGUUUUUCAGGUUGUUUGCGACCAAAUGCAGCGGCUGCAUGGAGAAAAUCGCCCCCACAGAGUUCGUGAUGCGCGCCCUGGAGUGCGUCUACCACCUGAACUGUUUCUGCUGCUGCGUGUGCGACCGACAGCUGCGGAAGGGCGACGAGUUUGUCCUGAAGGAGGGUCAGCUGCUCUGCAAGAUCGACUACGAGAGGGAGAAGGACUUACUCAGCUCGGUCAGCCCCGAUGACUCAGACUCAGGUGAGCCCUCUGCACCCUCUCACACCGGGGCGAGAUCCACACCCGGGUGCGACCAUCACAUGACACCCUGGUGUUGUAUUCUGAGUUACCAGUGAAGACAUCCAGCAUGUUGGACUGGUUAAAGUCCUUUUUAAAAGAGUAUUUCUUUGUUUUCUUUCAUGGACAUGUGGGAUUUCCCCGAGCUCUUCAUGCAGCCUGCUCAGUAAAAACUUCCAACACGACUCCAUCUGCAGCUUUCCUGUGGCUGAUUGCCUAUCGUUUGAGUCGCGGGGUUGAGCGUAGGUUUAUGAUACAGUAGGAAGUGGAAACAGGACAGAGCCGAGCCCCCCUGUAUUAAUGGCUCUCCGUGCGUGGGCAGGGUCUGGUGCUGGAAAGAAUUAAAUCACUGUAUCAUGGUGAGUGACAGAGGGAUUUGGGGCCUUUCUGCAGAAAGCCCCGCUCCUCCGCUCUUAUCAGCUCGAGUGUUCCUCCUCGCCCGUAGCCUCCACACACAACGAGGCAUCUCGCCAAGCCUCGCUGUUCACCACCAUCUGGCUCACAUUUAGACACGCACAAAAGCGAGGGAAUUUGUCAAAUACAUCUGUGCCUGUGUCAACUUUUGUCAACUUGUGGGAAUAUUUGCUCUGCGUCUUCCUCGUUGGGUUUGUGUCCCGGCCUGUCGCGCAGGCAUGUCUUUUGUGCGAUGUCUCGAGAUUUCAAGACGGAGGAGAAAACGUCGACAUGAGCAGAGGUUAACCUCGGCAUGUGGCAGAUGAAGUGUCGGUUUUCAGACCAGAAAUGUAGAUCCUUAUCUGAUAACCGUGAGCCGUCGUGUGAGUCUCUCCUUACAGAAACUAGACCCUCCAAAUAAUUUGGAGUCAUUAACGAGGCUGCCGGUUUGGAUUUGGACACAGUUGUUGUCCGCUGAUCUAAGAGGCGUGUUUUUAUCGUGGAGUCAAUAAUUUUCAUGUCCUGGUUGUUUCACUUUGUGGCUUUUGUGACAGAAGCUGAAACCAGAUCUGUGGUCAGGUUUCAAGUUAGAGAUAAUUUUAAUAAUACAGGAGAUUUUGCAAACUCUCAAAGUUAUCCUAGAGUUUUAUGAGACUGUCAAACACAAACAGUCCAGUACAGUCAGAGUUAUUAUUAUUAUUAUUAAUGGGUAUUAAUUAGGGCUGGGCGAUAAAACGAGAAUGACAUAAUCAUAAUAUAUUAUCUAAAAAAAAAUAUUAAUAAAUAAAUUUUUUUUUAAAAAAUUGAAAUUUAAAAAUAAAAAAAUAAUAUAAUAAAAAAGAGAGAAUUUCCCAGUUUGGGAUCAACAAAGUACAUCUAUCUAUCUAUCUAUAUCAAAAAUUAUUUUCCCUAAAUAUCAAUAUAAAACGUGGUUAUGUUGCUUUUCGGUAGCCGUCAUUCUGCCAUGUUUUGGUAGACUAUACAAAUAGCCAAUGAAAAGGGGAGUUGCUCACGCCCACUUUUUGUCAGGGGUCGUUUUGUCUCCACCACACACAAAUCCUUCACAUAUCAACCGUUGUAACCCCAGUUAUUUUCAGUAGAAUAGAAAAUCCUGACGCUCCUGAACGCACCAUCCGUAUUCAUCGCUGAGAGACGCAGAAGACCAUCGCAAGAAAAACAAAAACGUGCGUCUGUUGAAAAUUCGUUGUAAACUUGCGUCUGUGCCAGGUUGAAGCUGCGACACAGCGUGUGGUGGGUUAGAAAACUAGUUUGCGAGUUUAACCCUACGAUUGUCCCGUGCUAAAAGCCCCACCCCCACAGACUUUUCAAAACAAACUGACGCCCUCGGCCACGCUGAACCAAUCAUGUGCUGAAUUAGAACCAAGUAGCAAACAACUUAUCUAAACCUAAAAUAUCGUGAUCCACUUUUAUCGCCCAGCCCUAGUGUUCGUGGACUUUGUUGUUUUAAAGCCCAAAGAUGCAGAUUCCACCUCCUCAGACGGUUUUAUCCUGCUGCUGACAGUAAAACUGAAGGUUUUAUUUUUAAGGGAAGUGAAGUCAAAGAAAGUUGGACUUCCUCGCCGUGUCACGGGAGAUGCAUGAGCGCUCACGCCGCCUUUUUCAUGUUGCACUUGAUGUAGUAUUCUUAUCAGAGAUUGAUUUAGUGUAAAUCAGACAAAGCUGAGCGCUAUAAAUUUCUCGUGACGCAGCGUCCAGCCGGAUGACGAAUGUGCAUACUUGGCCGUUCUCUCCCAGAAUAAGGAGCCGCAGCCUCCUGCGAGUCUGAUCGUACAUGUGGCCUUUUCCUUUUGUAAUAAAUUGAUAAGAAAGUAUCAGAAACACAUGUGUCUCCUUUGAUUAUGCACUUGUGCUGUGUGAAUCUCCCCGAACGAGAGUGAAUCUAUCAGCCGGCUGUCACUGAGUGGGAGGGCGUCGUCGGUUCAAGCUUGUACUGAUGAUGAUACAGAAAAAUGAUGUCUUCUUCUUCUUCUUCUUCUUCUGUCUGCAGAGAAAAGUGACGAUGAGGAGUUGGACAUCAAGCCGGAGAAAGGCAUCACGGGCCAGGGGAAGGGGGAUGAUGGGAAGGAUCCCAGGAGGCCCAAAAGACCACGAACCAUCCUGACCACUCAGCAGAGACGGGCCUUCAAGGCGUCCUUUGAGGUGUCCUCCAAACCCUGCAGAAAGGUACAAACCUCAGCAACAUGAGGAAACCUUCAGAGUAACCUCUGGUUUAUAUUUGGAGUAACGGACGUUGAGAUGCCGACCACGAGCCCUACAGUAGUUUCACAAAUAAAAUUCUCAAAUUAAAAAAAUCUCCCCACCUCACGGCGAGCUUUGAAGUGGCGAGCAGCUCUCUGUUCUGUGUUAACCGAGGCAGGCUGCUGUAACGCGGUCCGCCUGCACAAAAUAUCAAACUGAGAUAGGCGAAGUGCAGCGGGGCCAAGGCUUUGAAGAGCCAAUAACCGAGAGGUCCAAAAAAGACCACGGCGUUCAUUUCAACGUGCCUGUUGGGAAAUGUGGCAGAUAUGAGAGGGAGGCAGAGACCUCGGUGUGUUUGUCUUCAUGUGGGAUGAUGGGAAUCUUCUGUCUCGGCGCUUUCAGGUGCGGGAGACGCUGGCCGCAGAGACGGGACUCAGCGUCCGGGUGGUGCAGGUGUGGUUUCAGAACCAGCGAGCUAAGGUGAGAGCGGCGAACAGCAGAUACAACAGCCUUAAUCCAUCUCUGAGCCGGCCUCGUAAAUCAGCACAACUAUGUGUGUUAAACUUAUCACUGCAUUCCUUUCACAAACGUACCGAAAGGAAAAAAAACGAGCAGGAGGAGUUGCAAAUCUAACUCGCUCUUGCAUUAAAUGUCUACGCCCUCCUCUUUUCUGAUGAUUAUCUCCUGAGGAGCUUUGAUUCCCGACAAUGAAGUGCACUCUGAUACCGACUCGGAGCGGUUCACUCGAGGGUGAACAGCGAGGAGCAUCCUUUUUAAAUUAAAGAGUGCAUGUUAGUUUUGGGGGCUCCUCACAACUUUGACUCCUUUCGUUACAGAUGAAGAAGUUGGCGAGAAGACAGCAGCAGCAACAAGAACAACAGAACUCUCAGAGACUCGGCCAAGGUACGAAAGUGCACAAACUCGGCGCACACGGGGGGGAUCACUGUGGCGAAGCUCUUUGUCUGGGAAAUCCAGGAGCAGCUUUAUCAUAUUCUUUCACUUUUUCAGCUUCAUUUUAAUCCAGAACUGUUUCUGUCACUCAGUUAAAAAGAUCCUGUGAAAGUUUGAUGCUAAAGUCUGAUGUCUCAUAAAACUAUCAGUGUGUAAAUAAAGUUUCAAACAAGUGACCAAAAAGUUAAGAUGCUGCGUAAAGCGAUAAAAUCAGAAUUUAGAGGUUUGCAAAUGAUGAGAAAAGAGAAAAUUUCACAGUUUAUCAUGAAAUAUAUUAUUGCUUUGUGUUUAAUUGUUCUUAUUUCAAAUUUAAGAGCAGGAACAUGUGCUGAAAAAGUUAAAGAAGUUGUCUAAUGUUAAAGAAACAACACUUAAAAAACUGCUUAAUCUGAAUUUAAUACACUUCUGAAUGAAAGAGGUGAAUUUACAAACGGGUAACUAACAAAACUGGGUGUAAAAAAGUUUCAUAAAAGUUUGGAUGCUGCUUAAAAUGAUAAAAUCAGAAUUUAGUGGUUUGCAAAUGAUCCAAAUCGUGUAAUUAAACAGAGAAAAGAAAAAAAAUCACAGUUUAUAAUGAAAUAUAUUCUUGCAUUAUGAUUUAUUGUUCCUAUUUUUAAUGUAAGGACAGGAAUAUGUGCCAAAAAUGUUAAAGAAGUUGUCUAAUGUUAAAGAAACGAUACUCAUUAACUACUUAAUCUGAAUUUUAUAAACUCCUGAACUAAAGAGGUGAAUUUGGGAAGAGGUAACUAACAAAACUGGGUGUAAAAAAGUUUCAAACAAGUUACAAAGAAGUUUGGAUGCUGUGUAAAACAAUAAAAUAAGAAUUUAGUGGUUUGCAAAUAAUGCAAAUCCAGUAUUUAAACCGAGAGAAGAGAAAAUUAUAUAGUUUAAAAUGAAAAAAUUUACUACUUUAUGUUUUAUUGUUUUUAUUCUCAAUGUAAGAGCAGGAACAUGUGCCAAAAAAGUUAAAGAAGUUUUCUAAUGUUAAAGAAACAAAACUUAAAAAACGACUUUAUCUUAAUUAAAAACAUUUCUGAACUAAAGAGGUGAAUUUGCAGAAGAGUUACUAACAUGACUGAGUGUAAAAAAGGACAUUCAGACAGAAAACAGACCGAUCAGUGAGAGACUGCGUGAGAUAAUACCUCAACAGUUUUAAAAUAAUGUGUGUUAAAGGAAUGAGGACCAAAAUCAACUCUAGAUACAGUAGCUGUUUCUCUGCAGUGGAAGUCGCCGCAUCAACUCAAAAACUCCCUAAAACCAUCGUUGGUGAUCACAGUUUGUUGCUUCACUCACUUUUUGAAGAUGUCAUCAAACUCUUUAACUUUUCUCGUUUUCUUGAUUUAAACGUCGACUUCAGUCUUUUUAUGAGCUCCACAUCAGCAGCGGCGUCGUCCUCUAACACCGUGACCCUCUUAUUUAUCGACCGCUGCAGUAAAGAGUUCACAACUUUGACUCACAGAUGGCAGAGAUGUCUGAGUGUAAACACCGAGAGUCCGAAGUUUUGUCCCUCAGCCAAACAAAAUGAAUGUCGGACGUCAUCUCGCUAAGCCGGCGCAGAGGGGGGUAAGGGAUGGUUCUCAGUGAUAAAGCCACAAGAGUUCUUGGUUACCCAAGAGCCGAGUGUUUGUGGAGGGAAAUGUGGGAGAAGCCGCGUGGGGGGAACUACUGUGGGUUUCCAUGGGAACACAAACAGGAACCAGGAAACUAUUCAGGUGUUUGAGUUCAGCCGUAUGAAUGGAAACACUACCGUCUACGCCCUCGCCAUCCCGGUUUCCCUGCGGUCAUUUAGCGUGCGUGGGUUCAUUUACAUCCUGCACACUCAUCCCCCCCCCCCCCCUGUGGGUUUUCUUUGCAUCUCCUCUAAUCGUUUCGCUCUCGUUACCUUGCAGAGGUGAUGUCCAAUCGUAUGGAGGGGAUGAUGAACUCUUUUACGCCGCUGGCUCCGCCGCAGCAGCAGCUGGUCGCCAUGGAUCAGAACGGCUACAGCACGGACCCGUUCCAGCAGGGGCUCACCCCCCCACAGAUGCCAGGGGACCACAUGAACCCAUAUGGUGAGCAUCCACUAACUCCCACCCACCCCUCUCCCACACACACACACAUGCCUGCUGCCCCUUGAUCAACCUCAUAGCUCCCCAGCGUGGGACAUGUGUUUCAGCCGCAGCCCCCCUGAUUUAGGCCGCCGCUCACCGAGAUCAGCUUCUCCUCCCACAUGAGAUGACACCCAAGCGAGUGGGUUUGGAGCUCAUUUUGAAAAAGGCUUUAAUAUGGUUUCAGCUCCCCGCCUCCUCCUCUCAAACAUGUCCCGCUCCUGAUGAUGUUUCCCAACGGCGGUAAAAACAUGUGGUCAGUGCGGGCAGCUUCAGAUAAAUAACAGUGAUUGUUGAGGGCGUGUGAGCUAAUGGAUCAGAAUGUGAAAACAACAAGCCUCUGAUUUCUGAGCGAUGCAGGAAAGAAUUAAAAUGCAAACAAGGACACGGCGAGGAGGAGAGGGGGGAAAGUACGUCAAUCAAGAGUUAGUCCACAGGAUGUAACUGGAAUAACACAUUUCCAAGUGAUGUCCUCAACAGGCCCCAGAGGGACCAUUUCCUCAAGUUCAUAACUUCCUUAUAAUUUGCCUCCAUUUAGUUCUUCUCGGUAGUAAGAACCCAAAUCCCCGGUCUCAUCACUCGCCUUCGGUUUGGGGAAAAGAACAAUAUUGGCAAGGCAUUAAAAGAUAUGUCUCAAAUCACUGUCCCCAUUUUGUGCAACACUAUCAUUAAGAUCCAGAGUGUAAUAAAGUUAACUAUUCCCUCCAGAGAAAUAACACGUUGAGGUUUUAUGAAAGGCGGAAACACUUGCUAUUAACCAGAUCUUUUAGGAGGAUGCCCCUUGUUUACAUGCUCCCUCACAGACCGCAAUUGUCCCGGCGAGGGCAGCAAAAAGUGAGCUUUGAUGAUAACCAACAAAACACUUCUCCCGAUUGUGAUGACAUGCAACAGCAAUUUCUCAAAGUGACUAUUAGUAAUUAUAAUUUCCCAACGCUGCUAUAAAUCUCAACUACGAGAUUGCGCCGGUUUCAUAGUCAGAGCGGGGCGGCGGCGGUGCGAUUUUUGAAUGACGCCUCUGCCACCGAAUCCUGACGGCCGCUGUCUCUGUCUCCCCCCUCUCUCUCCGCAGGUAAUGACUCCGCUUUCCAUGACAUAGACAGCGACACGUCUUUAACCAGCCUCAGCGACUGCUUCAUGGCGUCCUCAGAAGUCAGCUCCAUGCAGGCCCGGGUGGGAAACCCCAUCGACCGCCUCUACUCCAUGCAGAACUCUUAUUUCGCGUCAUGA